Molecule: messenger RNA, 53460 nt
Organism: Podarcis lilfordi (Lilford's wall lizard)
Lineage: Eukaryota; Metazoa; Chordata; Lepidosauria; Squamata; Lacertidae
Source: the annotation of a GenBank genome assembly
ACGCCCCUCCUUUUUGCCACUGCCCCUCCCCUCUUUCUAAAAAAAUAAUUGUUCCCCCUCCCUGUUUAGGGCUGUGUCACCGAGCGAGAGCAGAAGCCGCUGAGUUGGGGAGUUAGAGACUAGCAAAGCGUCGCUGCUGCUGUUCCCCCUCCUCUUCCCGCCCCCCGUGGAAAGGAGCUAUGGCUGCCACCGGGGUGCUCCCCUUCAUCCGGGGGGUCGAUCUCAGCGGGAACGACUUCAAGGUAAGUCCUGGGCCCCGAGAGGAAGAGAGGAUCGCCUGCCUUCCGUGGCCGGCGGGGAGAGCCGGAAGGCAGGCAGGCAAGCAAGGAGGGAGGGAGGCCGGCCUGGCCUGGCGGGGCUGCGGCUAAUUUUAGACUUUCGCUCAUCCCACCCUCCUGGCCGGGGCGUGGAAGCCUGAAACAAUGCCUGUUCCUGUCUAGGACUAAGGCCCUAGUCCUCAGGACGUGGGGUGGGGCGGAGGGCGACGAGCACACUUGGCAAGAUCCUUUUUUUUGCGCUGUGGCAGAAUCAGCUCUCGCCGGGUCAGCUUCCUGAGUCACACAGAGUUCUUCGUCGUCGUAACGUUCUAGAAGAGACUGUGCUAUUAUUGGCCAUUCGUGAUGCUGCUGAUGAUGAUAACGACAAUAAUAAUAAUAAUAAUAUUCUGAACGGCCUCGGUCCUGUAUACCUGAAGGAGUGUCUCCACCCCCAUCGUUCAGCCCGGACACUGAGAUCCAGCUCCGAGGGCCUUCUGGCGGUUCCUUCAUUGCAAGAAGUGAGGUUAAAGGGAACCAGACAGAGGGCCUUCUCUGUAGUGGCACCUGCCCUGUGAAACACCCUCCCUUCAGAUGUGAAGGAAAUAAGCAGCUAUCUUAUUUUUAAAAGACAUCUGAAGGCAGCCCUGUUUAGGGAAGUUUUUAAUAUUUAAUGCUGUAUAUGGGCGGGGUAUAAAUAAUAAAUUGUUGUUAUUAUUAUUAUUUAUAAUCCGCCCAUCUGGCUGGGUUUCCUCAGCCACUCUGGGCGGCUUCCAGCAAAAUAUAAAAUACAAUAAUUAAUCAGAUAUUAAAAGCUUCCCUAAACAAGGCACCCUUCAGAUGUCUUCUAAAAGUCAGAUACAGUGGACGCUCGGGUUGCGAACGUUCCGGUACUUCCGGGUUUUGGCGGGUCCGUAACCAAAAAAAAAACGCAGCCUGAAGCUCUGUAACCCAAGGUAUGACUGUACAGUAGUUAUUUCCUUGACAUCUGGUGGGAGGGUGUUCCACAGGGCGGGCGCCACCACCGAGAAGGCCCUCUGCCUGGUUCCCUGUAACUUUGCUUCUAGCAGGGAGGGAACCGCCAGAAGGCCCUCAGAGCUGGAUCUCAGUGUCUGGGCUGAACGAUGGGGGUGGAGACGCUCCUUCAGGUAUACUGCAUUUAUAGCCCACCUUUUUCUCCCAAGGUGGCAUAGAUGGCUCUCUCUCCCUGCCACACAAACACACUCCCCACAAACCCCCAGUGAGGUAGGCUAGUCCGAGAGGCAGCGAUUGAUCGCCCCAGUGAGAGCUUCAUGGCCGAAGGGAAUAUUUGAACCCUGCUCUCUCCCAGGUUUGAUGCUUGAUAACGCUGGUUUGUACGCAAACGCACACACAAAACGCCCAGAUUAUAAGAAAAUGGGGGGGACAGGUCUCAAUGAAAUCCAUAAACUCCCCCCACCCAGUUUUUAGGUGAAUCAUUAUUAGAUUAUUAAAUGUAUAUACCGCCCCAUACCUGUAGGUCUUAGGGUGGUUAACCUGAUAAAAUCAUGUCCCCACCCUCCCCAGUCACCUGCAGACAGGGGAAGACAAAAGCGGUUUGAGCCCACCAUGGGCUGGCCUUUCCCUGGAGCUUUGCAAAGCCAGAAAAUGAUCAUAACAGUUGGAAGGGACCCUGAGGGUCAUCCAGUCCAACCCCCUGCAAUGCAGGAAUCUCAACUAAAGCACCCACCUCAAAACCCCCUUUUCCAUGGGUACGUCUUUCGCCACAUCUCUCUGCUUUUGUGUGUGUGUAUUUGUGUUGCAUAGUGGAAAUGUGGCUGAUUUUCGCUCAGUAGGGUCGCCAGACCUCCAGGUGUGGCCUGAAGUCUCCACGACUGCCUGGUCCGCUACAGGUGUCAAGGGGAGGGCGAAAGUACCUUUAAUUAAUAAUAAUAAUAAUAAUAAUAAUAAUAAUAUAGUAAGAAGUCUGUGCAUACAGUUUACAAGCUUCAGCCCAGCAGGAGGAGGCUGCAAAUGAUAGCACAGCCACUCUAUAAUAGUAAUAAUAAUAAUUUAUUAUUUAUACCCCGCCCAUCUGGCUGGGCUUCCCCAUCCACUCUGGGCGGCUUCCAACAAAGUAUUAAAAUACAGUAAUCUGUUAAACAUUAAAAGCUUCCCUAAAGAGGGCUGCCUUCAGAUGUCUUCUAAAAGUCUGGUAGUUGUUGUUCUCUUUGACAUCUGGUGGGAGGGCGUUCCACAGGGCGGGUGCCACCACCGAGAAGGCCCUCUGCCUGGUCCCCUGUAACUUGGCUUCUCGCAGGGAGGGAACCGCCUGAAGGCCCUCAGCGCUGGACCUCAGUGUCCGGGCAGAACGAUGGGGGUAGAAACACUCCUUCAGAUAUACUGGACUAAGGCCGUUUAGGGCUUUAAAGGCCAGGGCCAACACUUUGAAUUGUGCUCGGAAACGUACUGGGAGCCAAUGUAGGUCUUUCAAGACCAGUGUUAUAUGGUCUCGGUGGCCACUUCCAGUGGAUUAGUUGUAGUGGGGGGUGGGGUGGGGUCUGCGCUCUUCUCUUCCCCUCUCCCAAUUAACCUCCGUCUCCAAGGUCCACCUCUUGGUCUCAGGUUGGGACCCUGAAAUCUCAGGGUCUGCGAUGCUCCCGGCGUGGCAACCCUACUCCUACACCCAGUGUCAGAAAUAUGCCAGGCACGUUUUGCGACUGGCACAGGUCCACUUGCAAUUGUGUGGGGGAUCGCCAGGUGGGCAAUUGAGGAAAGCAAAAUGUCAGAAGUAUUUUCCCUGCAGCUUGAAUUUGAUUUAUUCUGAAUUGUGUUAUUUGAGGUUUUAAUACGUUGUCAGCUGCUUUGAGGUUUGUUCUUUGCAAUGGAAAGCGACAUAGAAAUGAAUAAGAAUAAAUUUCACUGAAAAAAGGCGCUGAGACAUUUCAUUGCGGCAACCGUAGCCUAGGUUUAAGGUGCCGUUUGGCGAUUAGAUUAUAUAUCUGAGUUUCUAACACUGCCUACUGCCUACAAGUCGCCUCUUUGCAAAACUUGCCUCCUUGCUUAAUUUUUGCACAAUGCUGACUAGCAAACAAUUGCCUCUUCUAAUGAAUAUUUGAUUUUAAAAAGAGAAUCCAGGCUCCUCGUUAUUAGACGUAGCAAUGUCAUAUUGCUGUCAGUGUAUCUAGCGCUUUAUAACAACAUAGGAAAACCUGUGUUGGAUCGAAACCCUCUGCUGAAUGUAGGAUCCGCAGUGCUGAAAUACCGUACUUUUCAGUGUAUAAGACGAGGGGUUUUUUAUUUUAAAAAUCAUGUUUAAAAUUGGGGGUCGUCUUAUACACGGAUAGUGGCUGGGGGGAUGUGGGAUUGGUUCCUGCUGCAAGCUGGAAAUGGUCAGCCGCUAUUGGGCGUGUUAUUGGUGGCUGCGUCAAGUGCUGGUGUUGAUUGGCUGUCACUGUGUUUAUUGGUCGGGCGAUCGGCGUCUUCUGCCAGCGUUGGGACAGACGAUAAGUGCCUUUUGCGACACCUGCGACAAUCCCCACUGAAAAAAGCUCAGCAACUCUGCCCCACCUCAAAAAACUCAGCAACUCUGGGCAAUCCCCCCCCCAUUUUCUUAAAUUGAAGUCCCCAAAAUACAGUGGUACCUCGGGUUUAAGUACUUAAUACAUUCCGGAGGUCCGUUCUUAACCUGAAACUGUUCUUAACCUGAAGCACCACUUUAGCUAAUGGGGCCUCCCGCUGCCACCACGCUGCCGGAGCACGAUUUCUGUUCUCAUCCUGAAGCAAAGUUCUUAACCUGAAGCACUAUUUCUGGGUUAGUGGAGUCUGUAACCUGAAGCGUAUUUAACCUGAAGCAAUGUAACCCGAGGUACCACUGUAGUCUUAUACAUGGGGGUGUGUUAUACACGGAAAAAUACGGUACUUUGCACCUGUGAAUUGCACCAGUGUCAGAGCACCCUAGGAAACACCUGGGCAAGAGGACUAGUUGCUCCUUCAUAUCCCAGAGGCAGGAGGAACCCUGUGCCGCCCAAAUGCUACUGGAAGCCUGUGGCCAAAACCUGCAAUUUACUUAUGUGUUCCCAUCCUUUUUUAAAGUUGCAUGUUCAUCGCUUUGAUUUCUUCCCAUUUGCUAAUGCGGUGACUCAUACCUGUAAAUAUCAACUGAAUCAAUAGACAGCACACGGUUCUGAGGCAGUGUGUCAAGGCAGGCUUGAUCUGUGAUGGUUCAUCGGUGCAAACAAAUAAUUGCUUGAGCAUUUGAAGAGGCUCUCAUUGCAAGCCGUCCAACCAUUUUCUGUCUGCUCUGACCAGUGGCAGCUCUCCAGGUUGUUGAGCAGAGAGAGGACCUUCUCCUUGCCGUACUAUCUGAAGCCCAUAAUAAUAACAAUAAAAAAUACAAUAUAUUAUAUUAUAUUAUAUUAUUACAGUGGUACCUCUGGUUGCGAACGGGAUCUGUUCCAUAGGCCCGUUCGCAACAUGAAAAGAGCGCAACCUGAAGUGCCGUAUCUGCACAGGUGCGCGGUGUGAUUUGGCACUUCUGUGCAUGCGCAAGCGGCAAAACCCAGAAGUUUCGGUACUUCCGGGUCGCCAUGGGACAUAACCUGAAAGAACGUAACAUGAAGCAAACAUAACAUGAAGUAUGACUGUAUAUUAUAUUAUAUUAUAUUAUAUUAUAUUAUAUUAUAUUAAUUUAUACAUACAUACUCUGCCCAUCUGACUGGGUUUCCCCAGCGACUCUGGGUGGCUUCCAACAAAAGAUUUAAAAUACAUUAAAACAUACAUUGGCUCCCAGUACGUUUCCGAGCACAAUUCAAAAUGUUGGUGCUGACCUUUAAAGCCCUAAACGGCCUCGGCCCAGUAUACCUGAAGGAGCGUCUCCACCCCCAUCGUUCAGCCCAGACACUUAUGUCCAGCGCUGAGGGCCUUCUGGCGGUUCCCUCCCUGCGAGAAGUGAGAUUGCAGGGAACCAGGCAGAGGGCCUUCUCGGUAGUGGCACCCACCCUGUGGAACGCCCUCCCACCAGAUGUCAAAGAGAUAAACAACUACCUGACAUUUAGAAGACAUCUGAAGGCAGCCCUGUUUAGGGAAGUUUUUAAUGUGUGGCAUUUUAAUGUAUUUUUAAUAUUUGUUGGAAACUACCCAGAGUGGCUGGGGAGGCCCAGCCAGAUGGGUGGGGUACAAAUAAUAAAUUAUUAUUAUUAUUAUUAGUCAUUAAAAACUUCCCUAAACAGGGAAUGGCUUAAGAAGGAUGGUUGUGAAUUGGUGAGGUCUCGUUCCUGUUCAUUUUAUUCAAAGAAGUUGUACCCUGCCUUUCAGACAGAAAGGGGUGCAGAUUGAUAAAAACAGUAGAAUCCCUGCCCUGCCCAGACUUACAACCUGAGUAGACAUGACAGAAAAGGAAAAGGGGAUAGAGGAGGAAAAUAAGCCAGCUUUUCAGCCAGAACGCUAAUUUACAAAUAAAUAAAUGUUGCAGAACACUCUUUCUGUCUCCCCUCCAUCCAUCCACUUUCCAUUUCUAUAUUUGCAAUUUUGUUUGUCUUUCCCCGACUUUUGUGUGGCUGCCCUCGAGCUGGCAAUAACGUUUGAGUCAUAUUUGGUAAUGAGCUGUGUUUUUUUGGGUGUGUUUCUUCGCUUUGAGAUAGGGUUGGAGGCUGAGAAUGUUCUUGCAGUGACACGCAGGCCCAGCUCAUAAACCGUGAUCUAACUAACCUGUGAACAGCAAGUGUGCAAGUGAUCUGUGCUGGAAAGAAUUUGGAUCUCUGUCACCCCCUCCUCAAUAUCUAAAACACUGUCCCUGCCAUCUAGUUGCAAGAUUGUGGAGCGACUCCGCCAGGGAGGAACGCUGCAGCGUUUGGGGUUUUAUAGUUUAGAGAAAAGGCAAGCAACAUAUAUCGUAUUUUUCGCUCCAUAAGACGCACCUAGUUUUUAGAGGAGGAAAACAAGAAAAAAAAUAUUCUGAACGAAACAGUGGAUGUAUGAUUUUUGUGGUUCAUGCUGUGGCCACAGACAUGAUAUGUGAUUUGAUGGUGAGUUUGGGGUAGCCCAAUGCAAAAAUCCUGAGGAUCCAUGUGGAUCCGUGCUUUGUAACGACGUUUUUGCACCAUUGCGGCCUCACGAAACAGUGGAUGCGUGGUUUUUUUGGUGCAGGCUGUAGCCAUGUAGAUGCUAUGUGAUCUGAUGGUGAAUUUGGGGUGACCCAAUGCAGCGGCUCUUGCUGGCUUUCCAUUGAGCCGGAAGGAGGGACAGAGGGCAGCCCGUCAGUCCCUUCUCCCGCCUGCAUUCGCUCCAUAAGAUGCACACACAUUUCCCCUUACUUUUUAGGAGGAAAAAAGUGUGUCUUAUGGAGUGAAAAAUACGGUAAUUAUGCAUGGCAUGCAGAGAGUCUACAGGUAAAAGGAUCUCUCUCUCGUAACACAAAACUCAUGGGUAUCCAAUAAAGCUCAGAGAUGGAAGAUUCAGGAUAGCCCUUCAUGCAGGGCCUAGUUGAACUAUGGAACUCACUUUCACAAGAGGCAGUGAUUGGGCAAAUUCGUGGAGGAGAAGGUGAUCAAUGGCUACCAGCAAAGUACUCUGGCUUCUACAGGAGGAAAGACUUCUGUGUGCUCAGGUCCUGCUUCUUGCAGGUUUCCCAGAGGCAAUUGCUUCUGGCCUUCUGCUCCUCGGGUCUAAUAAUCCCUACCCCUGGAAUCAUAGAAAUGUACAGGUGUUUUUUUAUAAAUUCAUUUUUAUUAAAUUUUCCACUUUAACAAUCCAAUCAAAUCACAUUAAAUACUCCAAAUUAUACAUAUACAUAUCAAAUAAUCCAAAUAUUCUGCCAGAUUAUAAUUUUUUUAAUAGGACUUCCCAUGCUUCAAGUUCAGAGGGGUCUGAUCAUCUCAUAUCUCAUAUGCUUUUCAUAGUCAUUUCCAAUGGUUUCCCUAAUUCUUCCUGUUGUUAACCUUCCUUCUUUCACGGCCUCUGAGUUGUUCUCAAAAGCGAGUUAUAACAAGCAAUGAUGUGUUUCUGUGUGGAUUUUAUGUCUGUGAUUCCCCUCUAUAAAUUUGCAGCAUCUCCUCACACGCUGGUGUUUCUGCCGAAUCAAUCCAAAGGUCUUUUUCGCAGCUGGUAGCUGCCAUCUUACCUCAGUUCCGAUGAAAUCAAGUCUAAGCGUCUGCUCAUUAAUUUCCCCAGACCGGUUGCAUCAAACAUUAGCCUUUCCAGGGGAGGUUUACCAAAUCAAACUGGAAAUACAGUGGUACCUCGGGUUAAGUACUUAAUUUGUUCUGGAGGUCCAUUAUUAACCUGAAACUGUUCUUAACCUGAAGCACCACUUUAGCUAAUGGGGCCUCCUGCUGCCGCUGUGCCGCCGGAGCCCGAUUUCUGUUCUUAUCCUGAAGCAAAGUUCUUAACCUGAAGCACUAUUUUUGGCUUAGUGGACUGUGUAACCUGAAGCGUAUGUAACUUGAAGCGUAUGUAACCUGAGGUACCACUGUACAAAUAUAAUGACAUAUCGAAGGCUCACCUCCCCCUAGGAAUUAUAGAAUUGUAGAGUUGGAGGGACAUCUAGUCCAGGGGUUGGCAAACUUUUCCACCGGCGGGGACUGACCGAGCGGGUGGCAAGGGCCAGCAGGGGUGGUUUAAUGACCCCCUUGGGCCAUAUCCAGCUCACAGGCCGUAGUUUGCCGACCCCUGAUCUAGUCCAACCCCUGCAAUGCUGGGAUCUUUUUGCCCAAUGUGGGAUUCGAACCCACAACCUUGAGAUCAGGAGUCCCUGUUCUAGAGCAUAACUAAGUCUCUGUCUCCUGUGUCCCCCCCCCUCCCUUCCUACAGGGCGGUUAUUUUCCGGAGCACGUCAAGUCGAUGACCAGCUUGCGAUGGCUGAAGCUGAACCGCACCGGCCUCUGCUACCUCCCUGAGGAGCUGUCUUCCCUCCAAAAGCUGGUGAGGAGCUUGCCCUGGCCGGCAGCUCAGGAAUGGAUGGGGCUUUUCUGCUGACUGGGGAGCAUUGGGAAUUUCUCGAGAGGGGUUGGGGAACCCAGGCAGAGCUAGGAAAAGGGAAGGGGAGGCGAGAGCAGCUAAAACGGGUGGGUUGCUCUUUCCGUUUCAGAAAAGGGAAAAUGUGUGCCAAAUGUGCAAGGUUGGAAGGACAAGGCUUUGGGCUCAGGUUUCGUUGCUCAAGGAACAAGGGUAUGGAGACCCCACACGGGGGACUUUGCCAAAUGCAAAGCAGGUCUGGGUCUGAGUAGGGGGCCACCUGGGAAUUGUGCAUGCCUUCUUCUUAUGUGGCGUUUAUUUAUGUUUUUGACAAUUCACACAAUGCUUGAAUGCAGUCCCUGUGUCUGUUCACAGCCAGCUGAACAACUGCAGCACACAAAACACUACCAAACCAUUCUACGUUCUAAAUCUUAUAUUAAUAAUCCAAAAAUUGAGAGAACAAGGUACAAGAUCCACUACAGAAGCCACAAACAAAAAAAACUCAUUCAAAUUGUGUCCAAAAGGAAGAUUCAGCCUUUAAAGGUCCUUUAGCCAGGCUCCUGUAGAUCUCCACAAAGGUAAGUUUGAUCAAACAAAGUCGAAUGGUUUGGUAGUGUUUUGUGUGCCACUUAUGUGCUGCUUACUUCAUACUGGUCUACUACGAGAAUUGGCAGCACAUGUUCAUUUCUUCAGCUGAACAAUUGCAGCAAAUUGUAGAGUUGGGAGGGACCACCAAAUGUCAUCUAGUCCAACCACACCCACCCACCCCUGCAAUGCAGGAAUCUCAACUAGAUCCUCCAUGAAAAUGGCCACCCAACCUCAGCUCAAAAACUUCCAAGGAAGGCAAGUCCACAAACCUCACCUGUUGUGCUUUCUUUCUUUCUUUCCAAACAGGAACAUCUCUCUGUGAGCCACAACAGCCUCACCACUCUCCACGGAGAACUCUCUGGCCUACCUUGCCUCCGGGUAAAGUUCCAAAUGCUUUUUGAAAUCCUCGUGUUUGUUGCUCAGAAGCCCUGCUAGCUCAGAACAUUGCAGCUGGCCUGCUCCUCGUACAGUGGUACCUCUGGAUAGGAAAGGGAUCCGUUCCGGAGCCCCAUUCGCAUCCUGAAGUAAACGUAACAUGCGACUGCACAUGCGCGGUUCGCGGUUCGCUGCUUCCAUGCAUGCGCGUGACGUCCUUUUGGGCGUCUGCACAUGCAUGAGCAGCGAAACCUGGAAGUAAUGUGCUCCAUUACUUCCGGGUCGCCACAGAGCACAACCCGAAAAUACAGUGGUACCUCAGGUUACAGAUGCUUCAGGUUACAUACGCUUCAGGUUACAUACUCUGCUAACCCAGAAAUAGUACCUCGGGUUAAGAACUUUGCUUCAGGAUGAGAACAGAAAUUGUGGAGUAGCGGUGCAGCGGCAGCGGGAGGCCCCAUUAGCUAAAGUGGUGCUUCAGGUUAAGAACAGUUUCAGGUUAAGAACGGACCUCCGGAACAAAUUAAGUACUUAACCUGAGGUACCACUAUACUUAACUUGAAGCUACUUCAAUCCGAGUUAUGACUGUAUUCAUCUUCUCCUCUCUGAUGGCUCUGGUUUCGGUCCUGUCAAAUGUCUGUAACCGUUAGCCAGCCAUUCAAAUACAAAAAAACCCCCCACAAACCACCUCUUAAUUGCGGCCUCGGAAGAACAAAAGGGGCAAGUUAAGAACGUACGUUGAGCCUGCUGGAUCUGGCCUAAGGCCCACGCAGUCCAGCGUCCUGUUCUCAAGGCAGCCAACCAAAUGCCUGUGGGAAACUCAUAGGUAGAACUUGAUCACAAGAGCAAAACUCUUUCCACCUGCAGCUGUCGGCAGCUGGUCUUAAAAGCCUUGCUGCCUCCAAUAUUGAAGGCUGUAGUAGCCAUUGAGAGCCUUGUCCUCUGUGAAUUUGUCCAUCCCCUUUUAGAGCUAGCGGCUGUAGCAGGUCUAAGAGAUACUACAACGCUCAGAUAUAUUGCCAUCUGUUCAGUAAUGGAUUUAACAGACCCGCCGAUCCUCAAGGAAGAUCAGUACAGUCAUACCUCGGGUUACAGAUGCUUCAGGUUGCGUUUCUUCAGGUUGUGGAUCGCUGAAACCCGGAAGUACCGGAACGGGUUAAUUCUGGGUUUCAGCGGUUGCGCAUGCGCAAAAGCGCGAAAUCGCUCUUUGCGCAUGCGCAGAAGCGCCGAAUCGCAACACGCACGUGCACAGACGCGGGUUGCUAAUGCUGUUGGUUGUGAACGUGCAUCCUGCACGGACCACGUUCACAACCCGAGCGUCCACUGUAUCGUCAUACUUUUUAUUUGUACCUCACCCAUCUGACUGGGUCACCACAGCCCCUCUGGGCCCCAAAGGGUCUCUAGAAAUUGGCCAGGAAACUGCUAUAUGCAUUCCCCAGGCCCCUGUUAGGAUUUACAGCAGAAAGACACAUAGAAUCAUAGAAUUGUAGAGUUGGAAAGGACCUAGUCGAAGCGAUGUGGGAGUCUUUCACCCAAUGUGGGGCUCAAACCCACGACCCUGAGACCGAUUGCAAGGACAGCACCUCUCCUUGAAGGGAGCUUUUAGCAAAUCUGCGCACCUAUAAUGUUAAAAAUGGGACAACAAAAUGCUCUUUGGUACUUGGGUAUUGUUAGAAAAUCGAGCGAUGACGUGCAUUUGUUAGGGGGAGACCACAUUAGGCUCAGUAAGUAUGGUAAAUGUGGUCCGUGAAGCCGAUAUCUUUUAUUCGGAGUGAUAGACUUGGUGGUCUGGUUCAGGUGCUAUAAAUAUAAUACUUGUAUCCUUGUUAUUUCUUCCUGACCUCUUUCAACACUCCUCUAGGCCAUUGUUGCUCGUGCCAACUGCCUGAAGAACUCUGGGGUUCCUGAUGACAUCUUCCAGCUCGACGACCUCUCUGUGUUGGUAUGUUUGGGCCCAAUUGCUCCGUGGCUGCGAUGGGCACAUUGGUGUAACGGUUCGGGGUCACAGGGGGUCGAAGACCCAUUACUAUUUCUGCAGACGGGUCUCUGCGUUUUAGCCACUGAGAAGACGUCUUCUUCCCUUUGUGCCGAUUGAAGCCAAUCAAAGUGAGAAGAGGCGAGUUGGACACUCAGGAUUGGCUCCUAGCUGCGUGGGAAGAACUUGAGGCCAUUGCAAAAAGCAAGGGGUUUGCUUUCCUUGAGCUCUUUAGAUCAAGGAAGAUGAUGAUGAUGAUGAUGAUGAUGAUUUAUUAUUAUUAUUUAUACCCCGCCCUCCCCAGCCAAGGCCAGGCUCAAGGCGGCUAACAAGCAAUAAUAAAAACAAGUUGAAUGAAUACAACUUAAAAACAAGAUUAAAAUACAACAUUAAAAUAUUGAAACAUUAAAAUAUUAAAAUGCAGCCUCAUCACAGGAGGAGAAAGGUAAAAGAAAAAAGAAAGAGGGGGAGGGAAUCAAAUUGGCUCCGAGCCAAAGGCCAGGCAGAACAGCUCUGUCUUACAGGCCCUGCGGAAAGAAAUCAGAUCCUGCAGGGCCCUGGUCUCAUGAGGCAGAGCGUUCCACCAGGCCGGAGCCAGAGUUGAAAAGGUGCUGGCUCUGGUUGAAGCCAAUCUAACUGCCUGAGGGCCCGGGACCACUAGGGUGUUGCUAUUUAUGGACCUUGAGGCUCUCCGUGGGGCAUACCGGGUGAGGCGGCCCCAUAGGUACGAGGGUCCUAGGCUGUGAAGAGCUUUAAAGGUCAAAAUCAGCACCUUAAAUCUGACCCUGUACUCCACCGGGAGCCAGUGCAGCUGGAAAAGCACUGGGUAAAUAUGCUUCCAUGGCAGAGACCCCGACUGACUGAUUGAUUGAUUGAUUGAUUGAUUGAUAAUAAUAAUAAUAAUGCUUGAUUGAUGCAGUUUGUGAGUCGCCACCUAUCUUGCUAAUUGCAAGCUUAUUUAUGAAUUACUAUUCAAAUCUUCUGACCCCUGGGAAGCUUGAACACCUUUGGGGCAGCUGCUGGUCAGCCCAAAUGCAGAGGUCCUCCUUUGAUUCAUCUCUCCUUGUUUUGUCUUAGGACCUGAGCUACAACCAGCUGACGGAGUGUCCCCGGGAGCUUGAGAACGCCAAAAACAUGCUUGUGCUGAACCUGAAACAUAACAGGUAAGUUUGGGGGUGAAUUUCCUCCCUGGAAAAUGGGCAGAAAACAUUUGGGUCUUCCCAGGAGGGCCGAGUGUGUUGGGAGUGGUUGGUUCACAUUUCUAUAAAAUGGGGGUGUUAAGAACAUAAGAGUAACCUGGUGGAUCAGGCCCGUGGCCCAUCUAGUCCAGCUUCCUCUUCUCACAGUGGCCAACCGGAUGCCCCUGGGAAACAAGCAGAACCUGAGAGCAAAGUACAUCCCCUGCCCCACCCCCCUAAAUAACUCUAGUUUCCAGUAACUGGUGUGACAAACUAUGUGUCUAAACCAACAUGUGUGUCCAGCACUCACACGUAUUCAUACGCAUGCUACCAAGAUGUUCAGGAUCUUUUGCUAGAGUUAUGACGUGUGUCUGCUAUGAAUAUGCAUUUUCCCUUAGUCUCUUUUAUACAUACCGUAUUUUUCGCUCCAUAGGACGCACUUUUUCCCCUCCAAAAAUGAAGGGGAAAUGUGUGUGCAUCCAAUGGAGCGAAUGCAGGCUUUCGCUGAAGUCUGGAGAGCGAAAGGGGUCGGUGCGCACCGACCCCUCUCGCUCUCCAGGCUUCAAGAAGCUAUCCGCAAGCCUUCGGAGCGUGGCGGGAGUUCCGGGCUGCGCACCCCGGGCUUCGGGCAGCUAUCCGCAAGCCUUCGGAGCGCUCCCCCAGCCCGCAAGCUCCAGGAGCGACGGCAAGGCUGUGCAACCUUGCCUCCGCUCCCGGACCUGUGCUGGGGUCGGGGGAAGCUCGGACUUCCCCCGCCCCAGCCCCGCGACUAAAAACGAAGCCUCGUGCAGCCUCUCCCAGUUGUGCGUGGCUAAAGAGGAAGCCAAGACAGACAGCAGGAUGGAUCCCGCUGGCUGUCUUGGCUUCUUUGCUCUGUGGGGCUGGGGAGGGGGAUAAUUUUUUUCCCUUUAUUUCCCCCCCUAAAAACUAGGUGCGCCCUAUGGUCCAGUGCGCCCUAUGGAGCAAAAAAAAAUACACACACACACACACAUACUUUUUUUAUUGGUUUUACAUGAAUUUGUACAUAACAACUUUAACCAUUCCAGUACAUUAAAAUAAAAAGGUUCUUUCAAACCUUCAGACCUCCUCCCUUCCCUCCAUGGGUUCCAUUUUCAAAGAAAGUUUUCUUUUCUUCUUUUGUCCCUGCAUCUUUUACCGUUGUCCAUCUGUUAUAUAAUCGCAGUUACCAAAGUUCAUUUCACAUUAUAAAUGUCAUUGUAUCCCUGCCAAUGAUUUUAACUGUCUACAGUGGUUUUUUAAGUAUAUAAAAAAGUUAUUCCAAUCUUUUAGGAAUGCUUGAUCUUCCUGGUUUCUGAUCUUUCCCAUCAGUCUCGCCAUUUCUGCAUAUUCCAUUAAAUUAGUCUCAUGCCCACAAGAAAAGGGAGGGGGGAGAAAGAAAGCUUUGUUUAUAAUGAAGGGAACCAAAUACAGUAGAACCUCGGGUUGCGAAUUUGAUCUGUGCAGGAGGCACAUUCGCAACCUGCAGCUCCACAUCUGCGCACAUGCGGGUCAUUCAGCGCUUCUGCGCAUGUGCAAAGCACGAUUUAGUGUUUCUGCGCGUGCGCCAAAACCCAGAAGUAACCCGUUCUGGUACUUCCAGGUUCGGCGCAGUGCGCAACCCGAAAGUGCAUAACCUGAAGCAUCUGUAACCCAAGGUACCACUGUAGAUAAAUGCUGCUUCAGACAGCAAAAUUACAAUGAAAUCAGGCAGCAAAUAAAUGCACACCUUGAUCUGAAGAGUGAAGGAAUCCCUAACUAUUCUCAAAAGCCUACAAAAAAGCGAGUGUGGCAGUUUUGCCACAGAAACCACACUAAUAGCAGAUCCAGAAACGGGUGUGGGAGGAAUUUGCCUGCCCUUAAGGUGAAACAUGUAUUGGUUCUUCAAGAACGCUGAGUAAGUUUGUUGUUGGAGCUUGGAGAACCAUUGAAAAUCUAGGACAGGCAUAGGCAAACUCUGGCCCUCCAGAUGUUUGGGACUACAAUUCCCAUCAUCCCUGACCACUGGUCCUGUUAGCUAGGGACGGUGGGAAUUGUAGUCCCAAAACAUCUGGAGGGCGGGAGUUUGCCUAUGCCUGAUCUAGGAGUUUAGUACUAGUUUUAGCCAAUGCAUUCUAAUGGAGAAUAUUUCUGUUGUUUCACCCCAGAGUUUCCUGCUUAUUUUGCUGAAUUAAAAGUUGCAAGAAUAUAAUCCUAGCGAGCAGUGACUAAACCAGUUGCCCUUAUUAAUGGGUCCCAUAAGCCCCUGCCAAUAUGGCCCGUGGCUGGGGAUGAUGGCAGGUGGCUUGCAGCUACGUCUGGAGGGCUGCAGAUUCUCCCUCCGUGAUAAGGUGGCAGUGAUAUAAUCAUAGCUGUCCAUUUUGAGCUUCUUGUUCAGAUGCGAAGGCCUGGUGCGGAAUGGGGUACCCUCCAGCCCACCCUCGAUCUCUCCAAUCUCCAGCUGUGGUUAAGCUUCCUUGCUGGAACCUGCCUGACAAGGUGUGUCAUUCCUCUCCCUUUCUCCCUGCAGCAUCGACAACAUCCCCAACCAGCUGUUCAUCAACCUGACAGACCUGCUCUACCUGGAUUUGAGCGACAACAAACUGGAGAGCCUUCCCCCCCAGAUGAGGCGCCUGGUGCACCUGCAGACCUUGAUUUUGAAUAACAACCCUCUACUGCAUGCGCAGCUCAGGUGAGGCGGCUGGGAGCUGGGGAAGGGGAGCAGGAGAGCGAGAGCAGGCGUUCUGCAGUCUUUCCGCGGCUGCAGUCGCGCUCAUUUUGCUGUGUGUUCGAGCAAAGGAACUGGGGUUGGAGGGACAGGCUUUUAGCACCUUGGAGCUGUCAGGUUUCCUUUGGCGCUUUUCAAAACGCAAAGGUGCUAGUUCUCAUGGUUGGGAAUGUAGAUGGGAAAGUGUGAUUGGGGCAGGGAGGGGGCAAAGCUCAGGCACACCAGGGUGUAUACUUUCCACUUGCCCGCAGACUGUCUCGCCAGAGUGGUGCCUGCUCUAGUUAUCUCCCGCUUGGACUACUGCAAUGCGCUCUGUGUGGGGCUACCUUUGAAGGUGACCUGGAAACUACAACUAAUCCAGAAUGCAGCAGCUAGACUGGUGGCUGGGAGUGGCCGCCGGGACCAUAUAACACCGGUCUUGAAAGACCUACACUGGCUCCCAGUACGUUUCCGAGCACAAUUCAAAGUGUUGGUGUUGACCUUUAAAGCCCUAAACAGCCUCGGUCCAGUAUACCUGAAGGAGCGUCUCCACCCCCAUGUUCUACCUGGACACUGAGGUCCAGUGCCGAGGGCCUUCUGGCGGUUCCCUUCCUGCGAGAAGCCAAGUUACAGGGAACCAGGCAGAGGGCCUUCUCAGUGAUGGUGCCUGCCCUGUGGAACGCCCUCCCAUCAGAUGUCAAAGAGAUAAACAACUACCUGACAUUUAGAAGACAUCUGAAGGCAGCCCUGUUCAGGGAAGUUCUUAAUGUCUGACAUUUUGAUGUAUUUUUAAUCCUUGUUGGAAGCCGCCCAGAGUCGCUGGGGAAACCCAGCCAGAUGUGAGGGGUACAAAUAAAUUAUUAUUAUUAUUAUUUAUUUAUUUAUUUAUUUAUUUAUUUAUUAUUAUAAACCAGAGGAGGACACAUGUCAAAAUCUGUGCCACAGAUCCAUCCAAUCUUGGAAGGCCUUUGCCUUGUUUUGUGAUCCCAACAGGUGGUACUUUUCAGGCUUUUCUUUCGAAAAAGAAGACCCUACAGCCCCUUGAGCCAGCUUUUGUUUUUUUGGUGGUGGUGGGCUGUAUUAAAUUGAAAGAGACCAGUGAGGCCACACCUAGCUCCAUUUUGCUCCUCUGCGUGUGAAAAAGAAGAGACUACCUCUGAGAUUGUACAGAGUGCCUUCCAUUUUCACCGUGUAAUCGGAGCUGACCUCAAAACUUCUGAGACUUAUGCAGGGCAGAGCUUGUACCCCAAGGCUGAGGAGGGGCCCCUCCCCGCCCACAGCUUCCCUUCACACUUCCUAACUUUGUGAAAUGCAUGCCUUUAUAAUAAAACAAAAGGUUUUUUUUUUCAGUUGAACAAAAUAAAGUGGAAAAAAGAGAGAGAGACUGCAAUAUAUGCUGAUAUAGAUAUGAUUGUCAUAUAUGCUAAUACCGUACUUUUCCAUGUAUAACACAUCCCCAUGUAUAAGACGCCCCCUAUUUUGGGGGACUCAAAUUUAAGAAAAUGGGGGAGAGGGCACAAAGAUGUUGAGCUUUAUUUAGGGAGGAAUACCAAAAAUCGCUCACAAAAUCAGCCUCUUGUCUGUCCCCUCGCUGGCAGAAGCUGCAAAUCGCCCACCCCAUUUGCCGCAGCAUCAGCAAAUCACCACUCUUGACGCAGCAACCAAUAACACGCACAAUAGCCACUGACAGCUACGGCAGCAACCUAUAAAACGCCCGCCCUAUGCACUGCCCAUGUAUAAGACGACCCCCAAUUUUUAACAUGAAUUUUUAGGACAAAAAUCUAGUUUUAUACAUGGAGAGGUACGGUAUAUGAUAUUAAUAACCUACUUAUGCUCGCUCCAAAUAUCAGUAUAUUUAUCCAAGCAAAGUCUGUUGCAAGAGUUGUCUUCAGUCCAUUGAUUAAAGGGAGCAUAUUUUUGUUCUUCCAGUUCAUCAAUACCAGUCUGCUGGCUGUAGGAUCCAUUUUUGUUGUCUGCUUGUCAGCUUCCAUAUAAUAGGUAUACAAUUCAAAGGAAUAUUUUCCUCUAAAAAAGAUUAUUUUAUUUUAUUUUUGCAAAAUGCAUGCCUGUCAAUUUGCACCUAGAUACGUGGGAGACGACAGCCCCAUCUUGCAUUUAAGGAAGUGGCCCCUAGUCCACAAAAAGCUUAUGCCACAAUAAAUUUUAGUUUUUUAAGGCAGGAAUGGGGAACACCUGAUAAUCCUUCAGGGUUUCAUCUUGUCAUUGUCCUCUUUCCUCCUCUCUUUCAACUGAAGGCAACUCCCAGCAAUGGUGGCUUUGCAGACGCUCCACCUCAGGAACACACAACGGACCCAGAGCAACCUUCCCACAAGCUUGGAAGGCUUGUCAAAUCUCGCAGGUAUGAUUCCCGAGGAAAUGUAUGAAUGGGCUCAGCUCCGUGCAUUGAGCAGCCUGCAAAGGAGAACCCGAGGCUGUAGGUCUCUGCAUGUUUCCCUGGAAGUAAGUCUCAUGGAACUACCUGAAGGAGCGUCUCCACCCCUAUCGUUCUGCCCAGACCCUGAGGUCCAGCUCUGAGGGCCUUCUGGCGGUUCCCUCCCUGCGAGAAGUGAGGUUACAGGGAACCAGGCAGAGGGCCUUCUCGGUGGUGGCACCCACCCUGUGGAACGCCCUCCCGCCAGAUGUCAAGGAAAUAAACAACUAUCUGAUUUUUAGAAGACAUCUGAAGGCAGCCCUGUUUAGGGAAGUUUUUAAUGUUUGAUGUUUUACCGCAUUUUUAAUAAGUGGUACCUCUGGAUACGAAUGGGAUCUGUUCCGGAGCCCCGUUCGCAUCCUGAAGCGAACGCAACCCGCGUCUGCGCGUGCGUGGGUCGCGAUUCGCCGCUUCUGCAUAUGUGCGUGAUGUCAUUUUGACAGUCUGCGCAUGCGCAAGUGGCGAAACCCGGAAGUAACACGUUCCAUUACUUUCGGGUUGCCAUAGAGCGCAACCCAAAAACGCUCAGCCUGAAGCAACUUCAACCCGAGGUAUGAUUGUACUUUGUUGGGAGCCCCCCACAGUGGCUGGGGAAACCCAGCCAGAUGGGCAGGGUACAAAUAAUUUAUUAUUAUUAUUAUUAUUAUUAUUACUACUACUACUACUACUACUACUACUACUUGAUGGGAUUGUUUUUGGUAGACAUGCCUAGGGUUGCACCACUAAAGAAACGUAUAUGUUCCUGAAUUAAAUUCAUAGACUGGGGCCACAUUCACACCAAACCAAUUUAGAGCACUAGUUAUCACUUUGAGCAGGCUUGACUUCCUGCAAAGGAUUCUGGGAGCUGUACUGUGUUAUGGGUGCAGAGAAUUGUUGGAGGGCACCAGGUUAUGGGGAGGCUCCUCUGGGACCCUGUAGCCCACGUGGGUUGCAUCCAGAACCCACCCUUGUUGAACUCUGACUCUGCCUCACUUUCAUUCUUUCCUCCUCUUACGCUCAGAUGUGGACCUCUCCUGUAAUGACCUGACCCGCGUCCCCGAGUGUCUCUACACCCUGUCCAACAUACGGCGCCUCAAUCUCAGCAGCAACCAAAUUGGAGAGCUUUCCCUCUGCAUUGACCAGUGGUGCCAGCUGGAGACCCUCAAUCUGUCCAGGAACCAGCUUACCUCCCUGCCGGUAGGUGGUGUUCCCCAUCCAGGUAACUGGGACACCAGCUCUGCCAUGCUACUGGUUGGCCGCAGAGGAAUGGUGGGAGGAUGUGCCGUUCUCACAGCAAAGGAAGGAUUGGACUCUGAUUAAUAGAAUAGCCACGAGGCUUGACCAGCAAGACUCUGGGAGGGGUGCCAAUAAUAAUAAUCCUCUCCACCCCUCGGCCCAGGUCGUUUUAUUCACAAAAGAACUUUUUACACAGUGUUUGUAAGAACCAAUCAGACUUCCUCAGAGCAUUUCAAAAAACCCCACGUGGGGACAAAGUUAGAUCAGAAGAAAUUCUUUUAACCACAAAGAAACUAUUUCCUACUUGAACAUGCAUAAUAGUCCAGAGUAAAUAAAAUAGGAAGCAAUGCUUUUAGGAAACCCGGAGGUCAUAAACUGCAGUAAACAGUAUUUACCAUCUCCUUGUGAACUCUCUUCCUGGCCCUUAGAUCUGUCUAAAGAUCAAAGUAACCUACUGUCUUUAUGUACUGAGGAUGCCUGAUGAAGCAACUGGCCUGUGUUUUGAAAUGCUUAUAUGUGCCUGUCAGAUGUAGAGAAAUAGGACAGGGAUGCAGAGGCGUGGAUUGAUCAGAAAUCAUAUCAAAAUGGCUCAAACCCAGUCAACGCAAUGCUUUCAUCGCGGACACAAAUGUCUUGCUCCAUAUUUUUUAUAAUUCCUCAUAGCAAUCCCACCUGAUCACUACAGGAGGAACCAGCUGGGCACCCACAAGGGAAGAAGGCUCAGAGCCCAGGGGAUCGGUGAUGGAGGGGCAACGAUGAGUGGUCAGAGGCAGACAAGGGAGAAGGCUGUGAGGAGGAGUUUUCGGAAGCUGAAGGGGCAACAGGGCUUAGUGAGCUGGGAGUCUGUGGCAGCCACUUAAAAAGCAUAGCAAUUGAAGAAGCUGAAAAAGCAAUCCGAAUAAUUAGAUCAGGAAGACAUGCUUGCCUAAACAGGUGUGUCCUCAGGAGCCGGCGGUAUGCCAAUACUGAUGGAGGUGUCUCAUAUUUUAGCCGGGAGGGCGUUCUGAUUGUCACGGACUGGUUGGACACAGAGGGAUGGUGGGAGGAGCCAGCUGGGGAACCCCUCCAAGGGAAGAAGGCUCAGAGCCUGGGGACUGGCGGUGGUAUGGCAACGAAUGGUGAGAGGGAGAAGAUGGGGAAGAGGUGUUGGAAGCUGAAGAGGCAACAGGGCUUAUUGAGCAGGGAGAGUCUGUGCAGGGCUGGAUUAACCAUUAUGCAAAAUAAGACCAUGCUUAGGGCAUCAAGUGAAGGGGCGGAACCACAAAAACUUUCCAUUUCUGGAUUUUUAACAUCAGCGGUCAUUAACGGCCAGGCGUUCCUUUUCUCAGUUGAAGUAUGUUAAAAAUCCCAACAGAACAGCUGUGCAACAAGGCGGGCUGGUUGCCUUAUCUGUUGUAAGUAUAUACGGAGGUGUAUUACGUAAGACGGGUCAGCAAACUUUUCCAGCAGGGGGCCGGUUCACUGUCCCUCAGACCUUGUGGGGGGCCAGACUAUAUUUGGGGGCGGGGAGAGCAAAUUCCUAUGCCCCACAAAUAACCCAGAGAUGCUUUUAAAUAAAAGGACACAUUCUACUCAUGUAAAAUCACGGUGAUUCUCAGACUGUCCGCGGGCCGGAUUUAGAAGGCGAUUGGGCCGAAUCCAGCCCCCGGGCCUUAGUUUGCCUACCCAUGACAUAAGAUUAGUUUUGAGGAUCUGAUUUAAGAUUUUGCAAUUAGAAAAAAGUAGGAGAGCAUUUUUCAAAUAUAAAUGAAGUGGACGUAUACAAAAAUAAACAUUAUUUUCCAUCUUACUCUAGGUUUUGUUUCAUUUUGAAAAAUAAACUUUUAUUUGGGAUUUACUGCUGUUUAUAUUUUGAAUUAGAUAUAUAUAUAUGGGGGCACCAAACUCUUUUAAGUGCCCAACCUUGCAGAAAAUCAGUGUUUAAAAUGAGCGAGUUAAUGAAUGAGUCAGCAAAUGAAUUCAUGAGCAAAUCUCCCUUGCUCUGCUUGACUCUUUGCACGUGUUUCCACCCUAGUCGGCCAUCUGUAAGCUGACCAAGCUCAAGAAACUCUACCUGAACUCCAACAAGCUGGACUUUGACGGCAUUCCUUCGGGGAUCGGGAAGCUGGUCUCCCUGGAGGAAUUCAUGGCUGCAAACAACAACUUGGAACUGAUUCCAGAAAGCCUCUGCAGGUAUGCCAGGCCCUCCUCCAAGUGGCCUUGAGGCACCGUAUUUCCUCCCAGAGGACUAUCUGCAUGGUUGGCUGUGCACACAGACAUGGUUUUAUGUGCCUUUGGCCGAUGUGCUUCCAGGCUGAGACGAUUCCUGUAAAUCAGCACUGUUCCGCCGCUACCUUGGAAACAAUUACAGUCAUGCCUUGUGUUACGUUUGCCUCAUGUUGCGGCUUUUCAGGUUACGAACGUGGCAAACCCGGAAGUGUUUACUUCCAGGUUCACUGCACGUGCAGAAGCGAUCUGCGCACUUUGCGCAUGUUCAGAAGCACUCUAUCGGGCUUCGCGCAUGUGCAAGAGUGGUACUCUACUUACAGACUUUUUGGGGUGCGAACGGCGUUCAUAAGUAGAGGUAUCACUGUAAUGUCUCUUUCUACCUACCUAUGAACCCAAAGCUUGUAAUUCAUCAAUUUUGGGGCAAGCCUCUAAUAUUUAUUUUCCUUUAUUCAAUUUCUGUCGCGCAGCCUUCAACACAUGCUUCUCUCAAGGAGCUGAGCAAUAAAAGCGAAAGACCGCCACAUUGGUACCCCCGCCCCAGCAAAUAACAGUUGAUAAAAUAUGAUAAAUAGGAAGGGCAGUUUUGUCUUGAGUCUCAGAGGCUUAAAAGGUUAAGUGGUUUUAAAGCCUGGAUUGAGAGCCAGUGGUGGGGUAAUGCUUAGAGUGUUGGACCUCAGGCCUCAAAGACCAGGGUUGAAGUCCCUCCCUUGGUGAUGAUGUUUGCUGGGUGACGUUCGGCCAGUUAACACACACUCUCGGGGCCUAGCCUACCUCACAGGGCUGUUGUUAGUGGAGGGAAGGGUGGGAGAACAACAUACACUACCUUGAGCUCCCCGGAGGGAAGAUAGUUUAGGGUCAAGGCAUCAAAGAGCUGAUAUGGCAUUGGAGAGUGGAUGGAGAGACCUUUUCGCCCCCGUAACACUAGGGCUUGUGGACAUCCAAUGGAUGUCCAUUCAGACCAGACCAGAAUGUCCUCCGUCACAUAGCGCAGAGUUAAACUAUGGAACUCACUGCCACUGGAGACGGCCGCCAACUUGGAUGGCUUUAAAAGAGGAUUGGGCAAAUUCAUGGAGGAGAACGCUAUCAAUGGCUAUGAGCCUCAAUGGCUAAGCUCUGCCUCCACAAUUAAAGGCAGCAAUUCUUCUGGGUACCAUUUGUCGGAAACCACAUGAGGGUAGAGGGAUCUGGUGCCCAAAUCCUGCUUGCUUGGCCCCUGUGAGAACAUGGCCCCAUUGGCCUGAUCUGACAGGCUGCCCUUAUGUUAUUUGCCAGAUGCCGGAAUUAUUGCCGUGUUCGGUUUUGAGUAGGGCUCCAUCCUGGGCCUACCUGGAGAUGCUGGGGAUUCGAACCUGGAACAGUCUGCAUGCAAGGCCGAUGCUCUACCACUGAACUAUGGCCCUUCCUCAUAUGACUUAACUGGUUCAAAGGGAGACAGUAAGCACCUCUUUUUCUCUCCACAGGUGUGUCAAGCUCAGGAAGUUGGUUUUGAACAAGAACCGCUUGGUCACUUUACCUGAGGCCGUGCACUUUCUGACAGACAUUGAGGUGAGGCCAGGGGGGUCCUUGCUGACAGAAGGGCCUGGGAGUUGGGAUGGGGGGCGCGUAAGAAAAGGGGAUCAACAUCUUACUUGAGGGAGCAUCUUCAUCCCCAUCAUUCAGCCCAGACCCUGAGGUCCAGCUCCGAGGGCCUUCUGGCGGUUCCCUCACUGCGAGAUGUGAGAUUACAGGGAACCAGGCAGAGGGCCUUCUCGGUAGUGGCACCCGCCCUGUGGAAUUCCCUCCCAUCAGAUGUCAAGGAAACAAACAACUAUCUGACUUUUAGAAGGCAUCUGAAGGCAGCCCUGUUUAGGGAAGUUUUUAAUAAUCUGUUUGGAGCCGCCCAGAGUGGCUGGAAAACCCAUCCAAAUGGGCGGGGUAUAUAUAUAUGUGUGUGUGUGUGUGUGUAUAUAUAUAUAUGUAUACAGUGGUACCUCGGGUUACAUACGCUUCAGGUUACAUAUGCUUCAGGCUACAGACUCCGCUAACCCAGAAAUAUUACCUCGGGUUAAGAACUUUGCUUCAAGAUGAGAACAGAAAUCGUGUGGCGGCGGUGCAGCAGCAGCAGGAGGCCCCAUUAGCUAAAGUGGUGCUUCAGGUUAAGAACAGUUUCAGGUUAAGAACGGACCUCCAGAACGAAUUAAGUACUUAACCUGAGGUACCACUGUAUGUAUAAAAAAAUAUUAUUCUUAUCAUAUUUCAUGCUGUGGGACUCCACUUGGCCCCUGAUGGGCCAAAAGUGAGAAGCUAAAAUCCUAUAUGAAGUUGAUUUAACCCCUCACAGUUACAAUUCCCAGUAGCUGAUUAACCACUCUGAGAUCUGUAGCUCUUCGAGAGGAAUAGGGGUCAACUCUCAGCACCCUUAACGAACGUUUCCCAGAAUCCUUUGGGGAAACCAUGACUGUUCAAAGUGGACCCUAGCAGGAUGCGGAUGAGCUCCUGUGUUUCCCGUUCCCGUAGCUGCCUUUGACCUGAAUAGGCUUUUCCCCCACUCUGCUUCUGGCUCUGUGAAUCCAUCGCCCCUUCCUGCCCUUCCUUCUCGCAGAUCCUGGAUGUCCGUGAGAACCCCAACCUGGUGAUGCCCCCCAAGCCUGUGGACAGGACCUCCGAGUGGUACAACAUCGACUUCUCCCUACAGAACCAGCUGCGUCUGGCGGGGGCCUCCCCUGCCACCGUAGCAGCUGCUGGGGCAGGUGAGUUUGGUACUGUGGGUUAUUCUGGCCUUGUGAUUUCCCCGCCCCCAGCCUUCCUGGCAAAUGAUAAACUGCCUUGUUUCUUACCAGUGAAUUGCAUCCAGUGUUAAAACUAUGCAGAGUAUAGGCCCACUGAAAUUAAUAAGACCUGAGCAAUUUACUGUAGGUCCGUUAAUUUCAGCAGGCCUGUUACCAGUUGGGAGAUUUUUUUUUUUUUUUUAAUGAUAUUUAUUAAAAUUUCACAUGAAAAGAGACACAUUAAUGAAAAAAAAAAAAGAAUUUAAAGAUAAAAAGAAAAAUACACAAUACAAAAUACAAAAAGAAAAAAGAAAAAAGUUAAAAACAAUUCCAUCUUUUCAUCACUACUUUUACAUUUACUUAUUUCCCGGACCUCCUCAUACCUCCCUCUUUUGUAUACCAAUUCAGUUUGUUUGUCCAGCAAUUCCUUUCCCUCCUUUUAAUCCCAAUCCUUAAUCUUAAUAUAAUAUAACAUUAAAUUUUUACCUAUUAAAAACCAAUUUUCCAUUCUUUUAACCUUUUUAAUCCUAAUCCUUAAUCUUGAUCUAUAUAUAACUUUAAAACCUGUACAGCUAGAAGCCACUUAAUUUCAAUCCAUCAUCACUCUAACAUUCUUUAAUUUUGCAAUAUUUCUGUAAGUAAUCUUUGAAUUUCUUCCAAUCUUCUUCCACCGACUCUUCUCCCUGGUCACGGAUUCUGCCAGUCAUUUCCGCCAAUUCCAUAUAGUCCAUCAAUUUCAUCUGCCAUAGUUGGGAGAUUUUUUUAAAAAAUUGGCGGUUUGGUUUAAAAGACUCAGAAGUUUUAAAAUAUACAGUCAACUCACAACUUUUUAUAUAUAUAUAAUUUUUUAAUUAGUUUUUUAACAUAUAAUUUUCAACAGUAAUUAAACAUACUUUUACAUCUUAUUCAUUUUUUUUUUACUUCCAUCAAUCCUGUCUGAAAAUUUUCCUACUUUGUAACACUAUGUAUAUUUCUCAUUACAAAACUUCUUGUAGUCCUACUAGCGUAAUUUGUUGAUUACAGUUGCUCUUCAAAUAAUUCAUAUACUUCUUCCAAUCUUCUAUAAAUCUCUGGUCCCGCAGGUUUCGAAUCCUUCCUGUCAUUUUGUCCAAUUCUGCAUAGUCCAUUAAUUCCGUCUGCCAUUCUUCUUUCGUCGGAAUUUCUUCUUGUUUCCAACUCACAACUUAAGCACAUUCAAGUUGUGCAAAUUCAGCUUAACGUGCUUGUCAGAAAAAAAAGUGCUGAACUUUAAAAAGGGGGGGGCAUCCAUGGGAGUGGGGAGUCAGUAAUCCCUCCCACCCACCAUUGCACUCACCUGGGAGAGUGUUCAGAGGUGCAGAGAAAGUGUGUUUUGACUAUACACAAUUUUGGCUCUAUGCACUACUCCGGAAUAUAACCCCUGUGUAAGUUGAGUGUUGAAUAUCUAUCCACAAUGUGCACUAUCCAAACACUUGUUAUUCAAAAAUUCACUUAUCCAAACACGAGAGAUCAGUACCCAAACCUCACUUAUACGCUCCUCAGAUUCAGAGAUCCAAAUAGCCAGACCUGUGUGUAGUACUAUAGAGAAAUAAGCAGCCUUAAACAAUCUUUACUUUUUUGUGUCAUGUUGGUCCACUGGAAACCAUGGGGGGGGGGAGCAGGAGAGGGGAGAAAAGGGGACAGACUGAAUGAAGAAGAGAGCAUCUUUUCCCUUCCUUGUUUGCCUUCUGCAGUGUUUCAGAGAAUUCUCCCUGGUUUUUUUUCACCAUUUUGUGGCCAAAAUUCUGUGAUCAGGAACACAUUAGACAUUUCCCCAUAGGAAUUAGUGGGAAUCAUUGACUUGUUUUGUGAACGCUCACCUGAUAAACCAUCUCCUGAGAACACAUUGUGUUCGGAGAGCAGAAACUGCGUGUAUAAGCGAUACUUGUUGGAGCUUCAAAGCUAUCUUCCAUCCCCUAAAAUUAUUUGUUUCUCCCCACCCCUUUCUAUUCCUAGGGAGCAGCCCAAAGGACCCCAUGGCACGAAAGAUGCGCCUGCGGAGACGCAAAGACUCAUCGCAGGAUGAUCAGGCAAAGCAGGUGCUGAAGGGGAUGUCGGACGUGGCGCAAGAGAAGAACAAGAAGAUGGAGGUAGGAACACACUCAGCGAUGGAGAGUGACUUCAAGGUUGCAGCACUUGGAACUCUUUAGUUUAGAGAAAAGGCAAGGAAGAGGCGUUUGCAUGGCGUGGAGAAAGGAAAUAUUUUCUUCCUCUCUCUCUUAACGCAAGAAGUUUUGGGCAUCCAGUGAAGCUGAACGUUGGGAAAUUCGGAACAGAUAAAAUAAAGAAUUUCUGGGUUAAUCUGGGGAAUUCACUUCCACAAAAGGCUGUGAUGGCCGUUUAAAGUUCAGCAUGGGAAGAUAAGUACAAUAGAGAUUUUAAGAAAGACUGGGGAACCAUUCAUGUCAUAUUUACAAAAUCAAUGUAAAGAAAUGGACUCACUUGCAGGGUUUGAUUAAACCAAGCUUAGGCAAACUCAGCCCCCCAAAUGAUUUGAGACUACAAUUCCCAUCAUCCCUGACCGCUGGUCCUGUUAGAUAGGGAUGAUGGGAGUUGUAGUCCCAAAACAUCUGGAGGGCCGAGUUUGCCAAUGCCUGGAUUAAACACUUGCAGUUAACAAAACAAAUGUAGGAAAUAGAAUGUUGAUGUUAAAAUGAAAAGAGAAGAAUUAUAACUAUUUUUUUAAAAAAAAUUAAAGAAUAAGAAAUAACAAAUAAGCUGGAGGAGAUAAUAUGCCAAAAAACCAGAAGAGGAAACUGAGGGAAGUCGUGGAGAGGAGGGGAAAAUUGGGGGAUGGUAUUUUUGUUAUACGUUAUGAUAGUAAAGGUAAAGGGACCCCUGACCAUUAGGUCCAGUCGUGACCGACUCUAGGGUUGCGGCGCUCAUCUCGCUUUAUUGGCCGAGGGAGCCGGCGUACAGCUUCCGGGUCAUGUGGCCAGCAUGACUAAGCCCCUUCUGGCAAACCAGAGCAGCGCACGGAAACGCCGUUUACCUUCCCGCUGGAGCGGUACCUGUUUAUCUACUUGCACUUUGACGUGUUUUCGAACUGCUAGGCUGGCAGGAGCAGGGACCGAGGAACAGGAGCUCACCCCGUCACAGGGAUUCGAACCGCCGACCUUCUGAUCGGCAAGCCCAAGAGGCUCAGUGGUUUAACCCACAGCGCCACCUGCGUCCCUGAUAAGUUAUGAUACUUUGAUGUUAAAAAAUGUAAAAUCUUAAUAAAAACUAUUUUUUAAAAAAAUAAGUUCAGCACGGGAUGGCAGUAUAUAAAAAGCCACCAUCCCAUAAAGCAAUAGGUAUUGAAUCGUCAAAGAAAUGUUCGAAUCCGGUUAAAGAAGCAGUCGCAUUAUAAUCAGGAAAAUGCAAUGCAAUAAUCCCCAUGUCUGAACGCACGCUAGUUUCCCUUCUUUUCAUCUACCAGGAUCCCUUAUUCUUUGUUCUUAUUGCCGUUAGGAUCCUUUACUAACUCUCUCCCUCCCUCCCUUUUCUUUCCGCGCUAGGAGAACGGAGACCCAAAGUACACGGACCUGAAAACCCGCCGCUGGGAUCAGAGUUUGGAGAAGCCUCAGCUCAACUACUCUGAGUUCUUUACGGAGGACGUGGGGCAGCUCCCUGGCGUCACCGUCUGGCAGAUUGAGAACUUUGUGCCCACAAUGGUGGACGAAACCUUUCAUGGGAAGUUCUACGAGGCCGACUGCUACAUUGUCCUGAAGGUUAGGGGGGCAGACAUCUUGUUUUUAUCCUCACAGCCACCCCUGCGAGGUAGGAGACUUGCUUGUCCGUCGCUUCAUGGGCCUCACUCACACCAAGCUAGGAUGCGCUAGGAUGCCACCUUACUAUUAUUAUUAUUAUUAUUAUUAUAUUUUGUUUUGUUUUGUUUUGUUUUUGCAAUUUUAUAUUUAACACAAAAAACAUUAUCACAAAAGGAAUAUAUAAACCCCAGUCUCCCCACCGCCCUCCCCUGACUUCCCCCAACUUCCUCUUCUGAUUCUUUAAAUAUUUGCUUCUCCUAUUUUGCUCUACCUUAAUUUUAUAAUUUUAUAAUUAAAUAUUGUUAUAUUCUUCUUAUCUUUAUAGCAUACCAAAUAUCCAAAUUACAUCUUACGUUUUGUUAUUUGCCCAGUUAUUACCUUUUAACCGUUUAUACUCAUUUUCUUAAUUGUAAGUGUUUACUCAAACCCUGCUAGUGAGUCGACUUCUUUACAAUGCUUCUGUAAAUACAUCAUAAACAAUUCCCAUUCUUUUUUAAAGUCUCUGUUGUCCGUAUCUCUGAUUCUUCCAGUCAACUUUGCCAUUUCAGCGUAUUGCCAUUCUUCUUUUGUUACUAUUAUUAUUAUUACUAUUAUUAUUACUAGAUUUCUAUGCUGCCCUCCAUCCAAAGAUCACAGGGCAGUUUGCAAUAUGAAAACACAAAAAUGUUUAACAAAGUAAUAAACAAUAACACCCCAACACAGUUUAAAAGGCUAUAGAUUGUUUAAUUAGUGUGGGAGAAGAAGAAUAUUUCUGCAUGGCACCUCAAGAUAAGUAACGAAGGGGCCAGCCGAACUCUCCCGGGGAAGAGCGUUCCACAAAUGAGGAGCCACCACAGAAAAGGCCCUUUCUCAUGUUGCUGCUCUCCAGUCCUCAGAAGGGCCUCAGAAGAUGAUCACAGGGUCCAGGUCCGUUCAUAUGGGAAAGAGGCGGACCUUGAGGUAUUGCAGUCCUGAGCCUUAAACUGUCACGGGUUCCCCUAAAGAAUUCUGGGAAAUGUAGUUUGCUAAGGGGGCUGAGAGUUGUUAGGGGGUGCCCUCAUAAUAGGAGUCUCUUAACGACUCUCAGCACACUUAACUACAGCUCCCAGAAUUCACUGGGGGAAGCAAUGGCUGUUUAAAGUGGCAUUCUAGUGUUUUAAGCAUGUAUUGUGAAGGUGGCCAUGAUCUCCCAAGGAUAAGGAACCUGUGACCUUUCAGAUGUUGUCAGGACUACAUAAUAAUAAUAAUAUAUAAUAAUUUGUUAUUUCUACCCCACCGAUCUGGCUGGGUUUCCCCAGCCACUCUGGGCGGCUUCCAACCAAAGAUUAAAAAUAUGUUAAAACAUCAGUCAUUAAAAACUUCGCUGAACAGGGCUGCCUUCAGAUGUCUUCUAAACGUCAGAUAGUUGUUUAUUUCCUUGACAUCUGAUGGGAGGGCAUUCCACAGGGCGGGCGCCACCACCGAGAAGACCCUCUGCCUGGUUCCCUGUAAGCUCACUUCUCACAGUGAUGGAACCGCCAGAAGGCCCUCGGAGCUGGACCUCAGUGUCUGGGCUGAACGAUGGAGGUGGAGACGCUCCUUCAGGUAUACUGGGACGAGGCCGUUUAGGGCUUUAAAGGUCAACACCAACACUUUGAAUUGUGCUCGGAAACAUACAGCUCCCAUAAUCCCUUACCUUUGGCCUUGCUGGCUGGGGCUGAUGGGAGUUUGAGUCCGACAACAUCUGUAGGCCCACGGCUGCCCUGCCCUUGCUACGGGAGUAGACAAAAGUUGAGCUGUGCCUGGUUUGAUGCCACCAUACGCAGGUCCCUAACCCAAAGCGACCUUGAGGGCAGAGAGGGUUCGUUUUUUAGCUUGCCCAUUGGUCCAGCUGCAAACAUUGCUUCUCCCCCAGACUUUCCUAGAUGAUAACGGCUCACUGAACUGGGAGAUCUACUACUGGAUUGGCCAGGAAGCCACGCUCGACAAGAAAGCCUGCUCUGCCAUCCAUGCGGUCAACUUGCGCAACUAUUUGGGUGCCGAAUGCCGCAGCAUCCGGGAGGAGAUGGGAGACGAGAGCGACGAGUUCAGCCAGGUAAGCUCCUUCCUCUCUGCAGGUUGCUGGCUAUAUCUAUCUUUCCCCUUUCGGCUUUUUAAAAAAAUAACUUUUUUUUUGCAAUUGUUUUUAUUGAUUUUCAUAUAUAUUUAUUCAUUCUUACAAUAUGAGUAGCCUAAAACUCUCAGGAUUACCACUUUCCUCUACCCUUCUUCUGGUUUUCUUGUUUCCACACUAUAAUAUUUACACGUUAAUUUAUAUCAGCAUACUGUUCAUAUCAAUACAUAGUUCUUUCUAUUAUCUCAUAUAGAAUGCUCCAACAAUUGUAAGUUUUAAGGUUUAUCCCAAACCUGCCAGUGUUCUUAUAUGUAAACAGUUUUUCUCAAGGUAAGUUAUAAAUUUCUUCCAGUCUUUUUGGAACGUCUGGUCGUCCCGCUCACGAAUUCAUCCCGUCAGCCUGGCUAAUUCUGUGUACUCUACCAUCUUUGUUUGCCAUUCCUCAAUACAAAAAAAUUCACAGCUGAGUCCUCAAUUCUUUAUUACUGUGCUUGGCUUUCUUCAAGUUGGGCUGUGUCUAAAAUUUGCCAUUUAGGUUUUCAAACCUUUUUUGUAAACUCAGUUUUAGAAACUGUACCUUUGAGUCCUCAAUCCUUUAUUACUGCGCUUUGCUUCACCUAGGCCGAGCUAGGAUUAUAAUACUUCAGAAUUUUUGGGAGUUUUAUCCCCUUUCUUUGAAUUUGGUCAUUUAAGGUUUAUGAUUUCUCUAUUUCCUUCUGAGGAAACUGAAUAGUUCAGUGAAACGAGGUUUGUAGCCGGCAUCCCAUUAAGGCAUUGUUCAAUUCUAGGUUUUUCUAAUUUUUUCCUUAAACUUUUUGAUUUUUAUUAUUUGGUUUAUUUCUAUAAGAUAAUAUUUCUAGUCGAUUACUUCUUGUUUCAGGGAUUUUCAUGGUAUUUCAUUUGUUUUGUGUAAUUCCUCGAUAGUCAGCAGAUCUUGAUGUUUCCAUCCUUGAGCUAUCAAAACUCUGGCCGCCAUUGUCUCAUACAGAAAUAGUUUUUCAUCUUCUUUUGGUAUCUCAUCCAAAUGUUAAAAAAAAUAACUUUCGUGGCUGUUGGCAGGUCUUUGAUCAUGAGAUCUCCUACAUUGAAGGUGGGACGGCCAGUGGCUUUUAUACAGUGGAAGACACACACUAUGUCACCAGGUAAGAAAUUAUGAUAAUGGUCCCCUUUUGAUACUUCUUCUUUUUAAAAAAUUUCUAUCCAAGGCACAACACCCAAAUCUUAUUUUGCUUUUGUGUGAAGAAAGGGUGCUUCUGAGCCCAUACAGAGUCCUUUUCUUUUUCUGCUAGCCCCAGAGCAUUUGGGAUUACUGGGUGCAACUUUCAGGUCAAAGGUUGUCCCUUCUGAAUGGGCCUCAAUCCGCUGCCUCUCCAAAGACUCACUUGUAAUUUAGGGGAUCCAGAUUUAUUUAUUUUUUUUGGAAGAUGCUCCUACUUAUGACUCCUGGCUGUUCUCCUUGUUCCCUCUGUUUCUUAAUUGCGGGGGGCUAACACUAGUAAAUUUCUAAUUUUUCAUUUGAUUAUUCUGCCUAGAGGCAGAUGGAAGGGAACAUUGGGCCAUAGCAGUAAUUUUGGAUUGGGGUUGAUUCAGCAGUACAAAAAACUGAUUUGGCCAGAGAACAGGAGAUUGGCAGGAAUGUCUCAAGUUCUGACAGCAGGAUAAUAAAUAAUGUGGGAUGCAGGAAAGAUUUGUGACUUUGAGAUUGUUUUGAAUUUGGGGAAAACUGUUUAGCUUGCAAUUCCCCUUGGUGGGGCAGUGCCCUGAUAAACCGGUCUUCUCUGCCUAGAUCUUUCUAGUGUAAAAAUUAUAUGGCAGAGGGCUCCAAACCGCCAAGUUUUUUAGUCCUGGUACAGCCUCUCUUUAUCUAGUGUCAAUCCAUUUCCUCUUCCGUGCUGGCCGUUUUGAAUGUUCUCUUAUUUUAAGGAAGUAGGGGAAAUCUUCAUGAAUUGCAAAACUUCCAAGACCUUUGGCCAACAGACCUGUUGGUGGAUUUAAGUUUCCCCCUGCCAUCUAACAUUUUCGCCCCCCGAUUUCAAUGUAGGCUUUACCGCGUUUAUGGAAAGAAGAACAUAAAGUUGGAACCAGUACCUCUGAAGGCAGCAUCACUGGACCCUCGGUAAAUAUUUAGGGUGAUUCUCUUUUGGAAACGGGAUCCUCUAAAAUCAGCAAUUUUGGGGGAAACGAAUCCCUAAAAUAUUAUGUAUAGCUGAGUUGACAUUCUAGGUCAUCCGUCUCAUAGGAAGUCCUCAAUCAAUUCAUUACAUUGGUGGAGUUGUACUUGCAAAGGCAUCCUUGGAUUGGGCUAAGGAAUUAUUUUCUAAGGUCCACCAAUAAUUUCUUUUAAAAGAAUGAGAGAACUUUAACUCCGCAUUAGUGUUUGCUAUCCAUAUUUGAGGGAGUAAACCAUAAUAUUAAAUGCAAGGAAUUGGUUUGUUCUUUAUUGAUUGUCGCGCAGCAAUCUGGAGUUCAGAGAUGGAAAAUUUAGACAAUCCCUGCUUGGCUUAGGGAUGUUAGGACUGUUGCACUCUCAGAUGGGGAAAUGGCACAAUAUAACCGGCUCCUGCAAGGCAAAGAAGGACCACAGACCUUUUACGCCACCCGGGAAGACUUUCUUUCAUCCACAUCUUGUGAUAAUGUGGAAGGGCAUCUCUCAACAGCAGCAUCAGAAAUAUGGAAAGUGUGAGAUGAUUUUCAGUUCCCACCUGUGGCUCCUAGAAGCUGUCAGCAUGUGACAGCAGCCACACCCUGGGAACGGCUUCGACUGGCCGGCUAAGCCAGGUGAGGGUAGCCGAUGGGUCUCAAACUCUCAGUGAGUUAGAGACUUCCUUUGCAUGUGAAGAUAGACGCUGGUGGAUUGAGCAGAUGAGAUCAAGAGGGGGUCCAAUGGCCAAGAAGGCAGUUUCUUCAUGUGCUGUAGAGGGAAGUGAGGGGCCGAUGGGGCUCACCCACCUGGGAAGGGAGCCCACCUAGGAGAAGGAAAACUCUGAUCCUGAACUUCCACUGCCUUGUGGGAUAUCUUCGGGAGAAGAAAAGACUCGGGAAUAAACCCUAGAUGAAUCUGGAGUCCCUAAGACAGUUGGAUGGCGUCUUGUUCGCCUCCUUCCGGCAAGUCCUGCAGCCAAGCUGGUGCCAAACAUUUUGCUCUGCUUUCCUUUGGACCCCAUCAGUGAGGCCGAGAGGGGGGUCUUGUCGUCUGGGCAGCCCAGGACCUCCAUGCACACUGCCCAGGCUUGCGCCCAGGGCCAGAUUUAGACCCUAAGCUACUGAAGCUAAUGGGGCCCUUUAUAUGUCCAGCUGUCCUUUGUCAGCAACAAAUUGUCGCUGUUUUUUGUGUUAAAUAUAUGCUGUAUUGUAAUUUAUGGACUUAAUAGGUAUCUAAAGCCAUUUGCACAUAACAAAUAGGAGCCUACACAACACAAAACACUCUUGCUGUUUGUAGGUUUUAUUUUAUUUGCUUUUUAUCUUAUAUUUUGGAAAUUACAUCCAGUUGUUUUUUCCCUUUAAUUUUUUUUUGGUUCCCCCAAGAGAGUGGGGCCCUAAGCUGUAGUUUGUUUAGCUGAUACAUAAAUCUGGCACUGUUUGCGCCCCAGGGAGGUCACUUUGAUGCUGCUAAUGCCGUGAUUUGACUUCACCCCCAGAGGCAGACUCCAUUGUCUCUUGAGACAGACAGAUGCUAACGAUACAUGACGUAUUUAGUGCCUCCUGCAUUAAUUGAUAACUGUUUCAUUUUAUUUCUUGGAAGGAAUGUGUUCUGAAAUCCUGCAGUGGGGGGAUAUGAUUUAUAAGAAGCCUUUUUUCUUAAAUUCUAGGGUUGGAGCCAUGGUUCCCAACGUGGGGCACCCCCCCCCCACAGGGGGGCAAUUUGAUUUUUAAUGGGGGGCAAUUCGAGAAUGAGUUAUUAACAGUGAAUGGCCUUUUAGGCUUCCUCCAUGUGAAUAGGAGUUCACUUUUUGAAUAGUAAGAAUUAUAUGUCAUUGGGGCAGGGAGGCAUCAGGAUUUUAGAGAUGCUUAGGGGGGGCAUGGCCAAAAAAAGGAUGGGAACCGCUGGCUUGGAGGAUUCUGGGAGUUGUAGUUCCAUAAAACCUGGGGGGGUUAGAGGAAAGCCCCAUCACUGAUUUUGAGUGAGAUCUGCAGCAGCUUCUAGCUAUUUGGGAAAAAGGGCCCCUUCUGUCUUUUUCUUUUUUCUUUUUUAAUCCUUUAUUUAUUUAUUAAAUUCAUAUUACACGUUAGUUACCGCACAAUUUCAGCACUGUACAUAACAUAUGUUAUAUUAAAUAUAUGGAUUCCCCACAUCUAACCCUAUACCCUAUUCACCAUUUACCCAAAUACCCAUGUGACUUUCCUCACCCACGUGCAAGACGUCCUUCUCGCUACGUUAAAACUCUAUCAUUGUGUUCGCAUUUAUUCAUCACAUUAAUUAGUCCUCUAUUCCAGAAUCAUUGCAAUAAUGAACUCACUCAGUACUUAUCCAAAGAUUUCCACUGAAGUAAUAUUGUACAAUAUAUUCUUCAACACGCUUCCAUUCCUUUCUUAAUUCUUGCUUUGAUUGCACUCUAACUGAUGCUGUCAUCUUGGCUAGUUCAAUAUAUUCGCAAAAUUUGAUUUGCCACUCUGACAUUGAGGGAGUCUCCUCGCUCUUCCAAUUUUUGGCCACGAGUACUCUUGCGGCCGCUGUUGCGUGUAAAAAGACUCUGACCUUGUCUUUAGGGUCUUUUUCUUUCUUUAUCUCCAACUUGCCUCUUUCCUGGGACUUUUUUUUCAAGGUUCGUCUUCCUGUUGGACCACGGCCUCGAGAUCUACAUCUGGAGGGGGAGCCAGGCGACUCUGAGUGGCACCACCAAAGCCAGGUAACUCCCCAAGCAAGGAGAGGGUUGUGGUUGAUGUCAGUAGCUUUGGGCCUUUGGGUGGUGUCUGUGGUAAACUUUAUUUGAACUGCCGAUGCCAUUAUCAUUUUUUGUUUAUUUCAUUUAUACUUUAUUUCCUAAAAUUUGUGCACCGUUUCUUCGUAGCGACAAAAACCCUCAAGGCAGUUUGCAAAUGAAAACAAACAAAAAACAAUCAAAAGGAGUAACAACACUUUAAAACAUUCAAGAAAUUAAAACCAGCAGUAAACUAAAAGCAAAUUAAAACACAUACCAGCAUUCCAGACAUCUGGCUAGACUUGCCUUUAAAAAAGGGUUUUUAGCAGGUGCCAAAAUGUGUACAGUGAAGAUGCCUGCCAGAUAUCAAUAGGCAGGGAGUUCCAAAGUGUAGAUGCUGCCACACUGUAAUAAAAAUAAAAAAUAAAUUUAUUCCUUAUACCCCGCCCAUCUGGAUUGGUUUCUCCAGCCACUCUGGGCAGCUUCCAAAAGAAUAUUAAAAAUAUCAAACAUUAAACAUCAAACAUUAAAAACUUCCCUAAACAGGGCUGCCUUCAGAUGUCUUCUAAAAGUCAGGAAGUUGCUUAUUUCCUUGACAUCUGAUGAGAGGGCGUUCCACAGGGCAGGUGCCACUACUGAGAAGGCCCUCUGCCUGGUUCCCUGUAACUUCUCGCAGUGAGGGAACUGCCAGAAGGCCCUUGGAGCUGGACCUCAGUGUCCGGGCUGAACGAUGGAGGUGGAGACGCUCCUUCAGGUAUACUGGACUGAGGCCAUUUAGGGCUUUCAAGGUCAACACCAACACUUUGAAUUGUGCUUGGAAAUGUACCGGGAGCCAAUGUAGGUCUUUCAAGACUGGUGUUAUAUGGUCUCGGCGGCUACUCCCAGCCACCAGUCUAGCUGCCGCAUUCUGGAUUAGUUGCAGUUUCCAGGUCACCUUCAAAGGUAGCCCCACAAAGAGCGCAUAUAAGAUUGAUUUCAUACAAAUAGAUAUUAUGCAGCAGCUGCAACCGUGCCAGCGGUCAAGUGGGCAUGUCAUGGGUUAAUGUCAUCUCGCAUGCAAACUGCCCCCAAGUUGUUUAAAGGCUCCAUAGACAAAUAAUACAUGGAUUUUCACUCCUGAUUUGCUUGCCAUGAAUUGUGCUUCCUGGAAACUGGUUAUUUGCCAUUUUUAUAUCCUGGCCACCUUGAGGUUAUUAUUACCUGUGCGGAUAAGCAUCUGUUUUUAAAUUUUGAUUCCAGGUGUUUUGAAGCAUUUGGUCGUUCAGAUGUAUUGUUUUGCUGCUUCGUCGUUCGACACCCUGGACUCUUUUGGGAGGGAAGGGGUGGAAAUGUAUUAAGUAAAUGAAAAACCGAACACUAAUUGGAGCUGAACCUGUGUUACAAUGCAAAUCUGUUCCUCUGAGCUCCUUUUUGUCUUUCCCUGAAUCAGUCUUCCGCUCCGUUCUUCUCCCCCCUCUUAGGCUUUUCGCAGAGAAGAUCAAUAAGAACGAGAGGAAGGGGAAGGCAGAGAUCCUGACCGUCAGUCAGACGCAGGAGGCACCCGAGUUUUGGGAGGUCCUGGGGGGGCAGCCGGAUGAGAUCAAGCCCAACGUCCCAGAUGACUUCAAGCCUCCCAGACCUAAACUCUACAAGGUGAGUUGGUGCAGACACCUGUCACACCCAGGGUGGAUAAAAAUCAAUGAUUUUUUUUGGAUUUUUGUUUUAUUUAAAUUGGAAUUUAUUUUUCAUUUAGAUUUUUAAAAUAAAAUGCUUUUGGAGGAAAAAUCUUUGUAAAUACAGUUUUCUAUUUAAGUUACAUUAUGGUCCAGACUCCAAAGGCUAUUCAUCAGGAAAUAAAGAUUUGUUUUCAGUUUUUCACGUGUGCUAAAGCUCAGUCUCAGUUUUUUAUUUUUAAUUGUUUAACCGCAUCAGUUAGCAAACAUGGAUACAUAUGCUAUAAUGUUAUUGUUUUAGUUAAAUAAAACGCUUAAAUGAUUAUUUUUCUCCUUUCAGUAAAAUACAGCAGAAAAGUUGUCCAAAUAUAAACAGUUAACUUAUUAAAAACCUGACAAUAAUUUCAUAGUUAUCCGUCUCUGUAUUUCUAAUAGUACAGUCAUACCUCGGGUUGAAUGUGCUUCAGAUUGAGCGCUUUCGGGUUGCGCUCCACAGCAACCCAGAAGUAACGGAGCGCGUUACUUCCAGGUUUCGCCGCUCGCGCAUGCGCAGACGCUCAAAAUGAUGUCAUGCGCGGAAGGGGCAAAACGCGACCCACAGACGCACCGUUGCGUCUUACGUUCUGUUCAGGAUGCGAACAGGGCUCCGGAACAGAUCCCAUUCGCAUCCUGAGGUACCACUGUAUAACCAAAUCAGUAAUUUUUGAUAUGACUGUAAAAACUACUCUGAAAAUUUACUAUUCCAGAAAUGAAGCCUUCAUGUGGUUGUAAAUAUUAAGAUUAUACCAGCAAGAAUGAGUCUUUCUGUAAAGAAAAAAUGAUUUAAAUAAAGUCUUACUGACUAGUGAUUUAAAUCGAUUUGAUUUAAAUCAAUUCUAGGCUGGUCACACCCAAACACUUGUAACAGCUCUCAACACCCAUAACAAACUACAGUUCCCAGGAUCCUUUGCGGGAAGCCCGGGCUAUAUAAAGCGGUAUGACGCUGCUUUAAAAGUAUGGGGCAGGAGAGACCCCGGAGCAGGAAAAGGCUUGCCAGGUGGGCUUUUGAUUGCUCCCUUCUCCCUGCUAACACCCAUUUUCCCUUUUCUUCUUCCUUCUCCUGUUCUCCCACAGGUCGGUUUAGGUUUGGGUUACCUAGAGCUGCCCCAGAUCAACUACAAGCUUUCUGUGGAACACAAGAAGAGGCCAAAAGUGGAUCUGCUGCCAGAAAUGAGACUGGUACGCCACUCUGUGUUUAUAUAUGCCGUAUUUUUCGCUCCAUAAGACACACCUGACAAUAAGACGCACCUAGUUUUUAGUGGAGGAAAACAAGAAAAAAAAUAUUCUGAAUGAAGCAGUGGAUGUAUGAUUUUUGUGGUUCGUGCUGUGGCCACAGACGUGAUUUGACGGUGAGUUUGGGGUAGCUCAAUGCAAAAAUCCUGAGGAGCCAUGUGGAUCUGUGCUUUGUAACCAUGUUUUUGCACCAUUUUGCACCCACGAAACAGUGGAUGCGUGGGUUUUUUUGGUGCAGGCUGUAGCCAUGGACAUGCUAUGUGAUCUGAUGUUGAAUUUGGGGUGACCCAAUGCAAAAAUCCUGAGGAUCCAUGGGCUUUUACCUCCCCCCUCCUAGGCAGCCUCCUUUAUCGCUAGCCUCCCUUAUCUCCCUCCCAGUCGCUUGCCGAUCAGCUGCUUCCUUUCAACACUCCCUUCCCUCUUGUUUGCCUUAGUGUCUUUUCCUUAGCUGGAGCAGUUUUUUGCUCCUCUUUUUCUUCUAAUUUCUCUCCUUAUUGCUUUAGUCUUCCUGUUUCCCCCCUUUGCAAGUUUGCUGUCUUUACCUCCCCACUCCCAGGCAGCCUCCUCUAUUGCUAGCAUCCCUUAUCUCCCUCCCGAUCGCUUGCCAAUCAGCGGCUUUGUUUCAACACCCACUUCCCUCUUUCUUAAAAAAAAAAAAAAGCAUGAUCUGUUUUUUGCCCCUGGGCAAUUCGCCUCCAGGGACCAUGCAUUCACUCCAUAAGACGCACAGACAUUUCCCCUUACUUUUCAGGAAGAAAAAAAUGCGUUUUAUGGAGCAAAAAAUACGGUAGAGAGAGAGAGAGAGAGUUGUAGAAUUGGAUGGGAUCCAACCCUGCUACAAUGCAGGAAUGGGAUGGGGAGAGGGAACAGAGCGGGAAGCUCUACUCUGUCCCAGGAACAAAACUGCAUCAGGGGACCUAUUUAUUUUUAUUUAUUUAUUUCAUUUCUAUCCCACCAUUUCCCCCCCAAGAAGCUUCACAGUUCUCCCCCAUCUCCUUUAAUCCCCACAGCAACCCUGUGAGGUAGGUUAGGCUGAGAAGCAGUGACUGGCUCCCAAGGUCACCCAGGGAGCUUCAUGGCCGAGUCAGGAUUUGAACCCUGGUCUCUCAGGUCCUAGUCCAACACUCUAACCACUACACAGCCUCAGUCCUGUAUACCUGAAGGAGCGUCUCCACCCCCAUCAUUCAGCCUGGACACUGAGGUCCAGCUCCAAGGGCUUUCUGGUCGUUCCCUCACUGCGAGAAGUGAGGUUACAGGGAACCAGGCACAGGGCCUUUUCGGUAGUGGCGCCCGCCCUGUGGAACACCCUCCGUUCAGAUGUCAAGGAAAUAAACAACAAUCUGACAUUAAGACAAUAUCUGCAGGCAGCCCGUAUCGAGAAGUUUUUAAUGUUUGAUGUUUUAUUAUGUUUGUAUAUAUUUAAGUGUGUUUUAAGUGCAUUAUACAGGGACGUGGGUGGUGCUGUGGUCUAAACCACUGAGCCUAGGGCUUGCCGAUCAGAAGGUUGGCAGUUUGAAUCCCCGCAGCGGGGUGAGCUCCCAUUGCUCAGUCCCAGCUCCUGCCAACCUAGCAGUUCAAAAGCAAGUAGAUAAACAGGUACCGUUCCGGCAGGAAGGUAAACGGUGUUUCCGUGCGCUGCUCUGGUUUUGCCAGAAGUGGCUUAGUCAUGCUUGCCACAUGACCCGGAAAAACUGUCUGCCAUCAAAAGCUGGCUCCCUCGGCCUAUAAAGCGAGAUGAGCGCCGCAACCCCAGAGUCGUCUGUGACUGGACUUAACUGUCAGGGGUCCUUUACCUUUACCUAAGUGCAUUAUACAAAUGUGGCACUAGAUGGUGCUGAUGAGCUAAUGGCAAAUUCCAUAUAUAUUUUACAACUUUAUUUAAAAAAUGGUUUUCACAUCGUUUUUUGUAUCUGUGUUGAUUCAGCCAUAGUUACUUAUGUCUUAGACAUAAGGGAGGGCAAAUAUUAGGGCGGGCACCACUACUGAGAAGGCCCUCAGCUUACACAGCUGCUUUGAAAUGGGGGCAGCACAUUUCCAAAUAACUGCUGUUCCGACGGGCCCUUUGGGCAACUCUGGCACUAGGCCUUGAGGAGCUGCCGAAACGGAUCUUGGCAGCCGAGCAGGGUGAAUCGAAACCCUUCCUUCUUGUCUCCCCUUCCACAGCUUCAAAGUCUUCUGGACACCAAGUCGGUCUACAUCCUGGACUGCUGGUCUGACGUUUUCAUCUGGAUCGGCCGCAAGUCUCCUCGCCUGGUGCGCGCCGCUGCCCUCAAGUUGGGCCAGGAGCUCUGCAGCAUGUUGCAUCGCCCCAAACAUGCCAUGGUGACCCGCAACCUGGAGGGCACUGAGUGCCAGGUAGGUGGGUGGACGGGUAUUUAUUUACAGUGGAACCUCGGGUUGCGAACAUGAUCCGUGCGGGAGGCACGUUCGCAACCCGCAGCGCUGCGUCUGUGUACGCGUGUGACUCGACUCAGCGCUUCUGCACAUGCGCAAAGCGCAAUUGCUGAAACCCGGAAGUAGCCCCUUCCGGUACUUCUGGGUUUCGGUGUGUCCAUAACCUGAAAACGCGUAACCCGAGGCGUCUGUAACCUGAGGUACCAGUGUAUUCAUUUUUUAAAAACCCACAUUUUUUGUUGUUGUUUGGUCGUUUAGUCGUGUCCGACUCUUCGUGACCCCAUGGAUCAGAGCACACCAGGCACUCCUGUCUUCCACUGCCUCCCCCAGUUUGGUCAAACUCAUGCUGGUAGCUUCAAGAACACUAUCCAGCCAUCUCGUCCUCUGUCGUCCCCUUCUCCUUGUGCCCUCCAUCUUUCCCAGCACCAGGGUCUUUUCCAGGGAGUCUUCUCUUCUCAUGAGGUGGCCAAAGUCUUGGAGCCUCAGCUUCAGGAUCUGUCCUUCCAGUGACCACUCAGGGCUGAUUUCCUUCAGAAUGGAUCUGUUUGAUCUUCUUGCAGUCCAUGGGACUCUCAAGAGUCUCCUCCAGCACCAGAAUUCAAAAGCAUCAAUUCUUUGGUGAUGUCUGUCCUUUUUUGCCCCCCAGGUCUUCAAGUCCAAAUUCAAGAACUGGGAUGACGUGCUGAAGGUGGAUUACACCCGCAACGCAGAGUCGGUCAAGCAGGCAGACGGCCUUUCAGGAAAAGUGCAGAAAGACUCCGAGAAGAAGGACCAGAUGAAGGCUGACCUGACAGCCCUCUUCCUGCCGCGCCAGCCCCCCAUGCCACUAAGCGAGGUAGGUCUCGAACGGAGCAGGUGGCUGGGCCGAGAUUCUCCUCUGCAGAGUCACCUUGCGUGAAGCGGAGGCGGUCUAAAAUCUGCCCUACUGCUUCCUGCCCCAGUCGUCGUCCGACCCCAAACUCUUUGUAUUCAAACCAAGGAGAAAAUUCCUACGUGGAUUUCUGUAAUUUUAAGGCUCCGCCAGUGAGCCCCUAUACACCCCCUGAGGUCUGUAAAAUUCAAAGCGUUGGUGCAGACCUUAAAAGCCCUAAAAGGCCUCGGUCCUGUGUACCUGAAGGAGCAUCUCCAGCCCCAUCGUUCAGCCCGGUCUGUGGGUCUCAAAGCCUCCUUUUCCCCCAUUUUGGAGAGGGGAGGUUAUGGGUUUGUUUUGCUCUUGUUUUUAUUAGGAAUUUUGGGUUUUCAUCUUGUAUUUGUGAGAUUUAACGUCCGGCACACCUCCGCUGCAACUCAGUGCUUCUCCCGGCGUCUAACAGAGUAUAGCGAUCAGCGGAGUAGCCUGUGUUGAGGAAUCUCACCCAUGCAGAAAAACACCACGUACACAGCUUCUUUCUAAUCUAAGAAGCGUUUAUUUACAGCAGAGAAAUAUAUCAGCAGUCCGGGAGACUGCUUUCCCACAGUAUUUUUAUGCUGUGAACCACACUGAGAUCUUCAGAUGAAGGGGGGGUCUAUUAUUAUUAACCGUAUUUUUCGCUCCAUAAGACACAUCUGCCCAUAAGACAGUUUUUAAAAGAGGAAAACAGGGGGGAAAUAUUCUGAAUCAAAUGUUGUACUAAACUAUUUUAGUAGUAAACUACCUGUAUAACAGAGUGAGGGGGACAGGAGCUGUAUGUUUCUUUAGCGUACGCACUCAAGGAGCGAUGAGCGGGGAGGCAGCACACCCCCAGACGGACCCGACGCAGGAACCCCAGCAGCCUCCUCUCGUGUAAGCGGCUCCUUUCCCUCUUUGCUGCUUCAAAGUGAGUCACGGAGGAGGGAAGGAAGGGGAGCCAUAGAUCCUCAGCUCGUGAAUGCAGCGGGAUCCCGCCGCUGUCCAUAGGCAUUCACUCCAUAAGACGCACAGACACAUCCCCUUACUUUUUAGGAGGAAAUAAGUGCGUCUUAUGGAGCAAAAAAUACAGUAAGUGACACCUCCUCACUGCUACGUUCAGUCUUCCUCUUAGUUCUGCCGUCAGCCCCACUGCAACUUAACUCUUUCUUUCUUGGGGGGCAGGCGGAGCAGCUCAUGGAGGAAUGGAACGAAGACCUGGAUGGCAUGGAGGGCUUUGUCCUGGAAGGCAAGAAGUUCGCCCGCCUACCCGAGGAGGAAUUUGGGCAUUUCCACACCCAGGAUUGCUACGUCUUCCUGUGCCGGUAAGCAGGCCCUUGCUGUCGCUCACCCACCCACCUCCGCAGGCAUUGCCUCCCUCUUUAUUUCCCUUCUCUGUCCAGUCUGAUCCAAUGCAGAAUCAUGGAAUUUGUAGAGUUGGAAGGGUCCCCCCAAAGGUCAUCUAGUCCAACCCCGAACACUGCAGGAUUUGGACCAAAUGAGAGUGUUUCCGUUGAGUCUGGAAAACAAGCCUACGGAGCUGACUUAGACUGAACCAGGCCACGGGUCCGCCUGGGCCCUCCACACCUCUCAACCUGGCCCUCGAGGCUCUCCCCAAGCCACGCCCACUUGGCCACACCCCUUCUCGCUAGGCCACACCCCUCGCCGGUCCUGCUUGGCUCCACCUUUGAGGCCUGCAGUGCAGAUGGGGCUUGCGAUCCGCACUGAAGCUUCCUCGGGAGGAGGGAGCAAGCUGCCUCCCUCGCUGAGCGAUUCACUGUGCUUUGCGCCUUCAAAGGUACUGGGUCCCCGUGGAGAGCGAGGAGCAAGAGGAGGAGGAGAAGAAGAAGAAGAAGAAGAGACCCGAAGGGGCUGCCGAGGGAGAGGAGGAGGAAGAGGAGGAGGAGGAGGAAGAAGAAGAGGAGAAGCAGCCCGAGGAAGAUUUCCAGUGCGUUGUUUAUUUUUGGCAAGGCAGGGAGGCCUCCAACAUGGGCUGGCUCACAUUCACUUUCAGCCUCCAGAAGAAAUUUGAGAACCUUUUCCCUGGGAAGCUGGAGGUGAGCAAUUUCGGUUUUUUGUUUUUUUUUUAAAUGAUAUUUAUUGAAAAAAGGAUUUUUUACAAAAUUUUAUACAAAAGAAAAAAAUUAUAAUAAAAAAUAAUAAAACCAUCAUUCUCGAAUUCUCCACUUUCAAUACCUUCUUUCCUUGACCUCCUCCUCCUCCCUUUUCCUGUAUCCUAUUUUAUAAUAAUCACAGCAAAUCCUUUCCAUAAUUCAUAAUAUUCUGUCAUCACAUUGCCUUAAUCUAUUUUCAUCUUAUCUUAUAAAAACCUUAGAGUUUAAAACUUAAGUCUUAAUUUUUAUCAACUUCUCCUAAACCAUAGCAUUCUUGCCUAAUUCUUUUGACAUUUUUAUAAGAGCCAAAUAAUUUCAUUUCAGCAUUUUGCUAACAUUCAUCAAUUUUGUAAAACAGUCCUAAUGAUAAAAAAAAAAAAAGAAUCCAGUCUUCAUCCAACGUCCUUUUCUCCUGGUCCCGGGUUUGUCAGUCCUUUUUAUCCUAUUAAUCUAGCACAUUAACCUGGCAGUCUUAUGUCCGAGGCCCUUAAGCCACUUCCAUGUCCCUUCCAUAACUCUUCUUUAUAUUUCCCUUUUAUUCGUGGGAGCUCCAGCUUGGUAGUGUUUUUGACCUUUUUCAACAAAACAGUCCCUUUUCCAUAGUCCAAUCCAGGCUCAAUGUAAAAUUUACAAGCAUAUUCCAGAUUCCCUUCAAAGUUGGGAGCCCCCACAACUCCAGACAUCUGAGCAAUUUCGGUGGUACCUGAGGGUCGAUUUCAAAAAAAAUCCACUGGGAGAACGGUUAUGUCUCUGUGGAGACGGCAGUAUUGAGUCAGCGGCUCAUGUGCUUCUGGCUUACACUCAUUAUAAAGAAAUGUUAAAUUGAUUAUAAAACUAAUGAAAUGUAUAAACUUGAAAAGUAUAAAUAAAAGGGAGGUUACAUGGCCGGCUGGACCCCAGAACAAAGGCACUCUGCAAUGUGGUUAUUUGAGUCAACCACUUAAUAUAAGAGGAACCGUGGCCAUAGAUGGUAAUGUACUUUACCGUGUAUUAGAUGAGGGUUCUCCCCCCCCAAAAAAACAGAUCAUGUUAAAGGGGGAGGGAUAUACUCGUUCAGCGCAUAUUGUUGACAUGUGAUUUUCAGCCAACCCCCUUAAAAAAGCUCAACUCUGGGCAAUUUCCCCCCAUUUUCUUAAGUUUGAGUCCCCCAAAAUUGGGGGCGUCUUAUACAAGGGGGCGUCUUAUACACGGAAACGUACGGUAAUCCUCCUCUGCUCCUUCUUCCAUCGUUUCAGGUCGUGCGGAUGACGCAGCAGCAGGAAAACCCCAAGUUCCUCUCCCACUUCAAGCGGAAAUUCAUCAUCCACAAGGGCAAGAGGAAAGCGAGAGACGAUGGGCUUCAACCCAGCCUCUACCACAUCCGUACGAACGGCAGCGCCCUCUGCACCCGGUGAGCGGCUCUUGCCUUCAGAGUCUUCCUUUCUGAUUUUGUUUUCUUUAAUUUAUUCAUUUUUCUUUUUCAUUCAUUACAUAUAUCUCAAUUUCUUAACGUAUAUUAUAUAUUCCUCCCUCCCUCCUCUCCAGGGCUUCCCCCAACUUCCGCUUCUGGUUUGUUUCUCUUUUCACUCACCUUUGCUAUCUCCUAACAGAAAAAGUAGGGACGCGGGUGGCGCUGUGGGUUAAACAACAGAGCCUAGGACUUGCUGAUCGGAAGGUCGGCGGUUCAAAUCCCCGCGAUGGGGUGAGCUCCUGUUGCUCGGUCCCUGCUCCUGCCAACCUAGCAGUUCGAAAGCACGUCAAAGUGCAAGUAGAUAAAUAGGUACCGCUCCAGCGGGAAGGUAAACGGCGUUUCCGUGCACUGCUCUGGUUUGCCAGAAGCGGCUUAGUCAUGCUGGCCACAUGACCCAGAAGCUCCCUCGGCCAGUAAAGCGAGAUGAGCACCGCAACCCCAGAGUCAGCCACGACUGGACUUAACCGUCAGGGGUCCUUUACCUUUUAACAGAAAAAGUUAUUAAUAACAUAACAUCAAGCCUAAAAACCUGAAGUAAAUACACUAGAAUAUUUCACUAUACUAAUAAUGUGAAUGUUUAUUUAAAUCCUGCCAUCAAGUCUAUUGACUUUCUUUGUUUCUGCAAAUAUAAUAUAAAUGGUUCCCAUUCUUUUUCGAAAUCGCUAUCGUCUUUUUCUCUUAAUCUAUCUGUCAUUUUUCUUCCUUUCUGGACCCAGGGGCUUUGCCAGCUUUUAACGCCCGUUCUGGGAUACCAAGGCCCUCCCUUAGGAAUUGUGGGCCAUUUAGCUUUAUUUGGGUUGCUAUAAUUCAUUAGUCCUGUUGAAAUGAAUGGGCAUGACUGACCUGGCGCUUGUCAUUUCCAGUGCGUCUGCCCUGAGUAAAAAAUUAGUUGAUUAUAAUAAUAAUUGUGUGCCACCCUUCAUCCGAAGAUCUCAGGGCGCUUCUCCGGCAUAAAAAUACGAGAUGAAAAGUGCAAAAUGCAUAAUUUGAAACAAGAACAAACCAGUAACUCCCCCCAUAUACAGGUGUAACUCGAAAAAUUAGAAUAACAUGGAAAAGUUCAUUUAUUUCAGUAAUUCAACUUAAAAGGUGAAACUAAUAUAUGAGAUUAGUUUCAAGAUUCUAAUUUUCUGAGAUUGUUAAUUUGGGGUUUUCAUCAGCUGUACGCCAUAAUCAUCACAAUUAUAACAAAUAAAGGCUUGACAUAUCUCGCUUUGCGUGUCAUGAUUCUAUCUCAUAUAUUAGUUUCACCUUUUAAGUUGAAUUACUGAAAUAAACGAACUUUUCCACGAUAUUCUAAUUUUUCAAAUUUCACCUGUAUGUGUGGAGAGAGACAUAAACACCCACCCUGUAAAGAGAGUUUACACUCAUGACAAUCCAGUGGAAUCCCUGGGGUUUAGUCCCGUCUGAACAGAGCAUGUACAGCGGCUGACUCAAGGCACUCAGAGCAGUUUGCAAUGUGAAUCUUUAGAGAUUAUAUUACACCCAUGACCAAAUUAUAACGUAGAAUCGUCUAUAACUGAGUUGGUACCACGGGCAGCUCUCUCUGAGGGACGCUGUCAUUGCAAAGAACUACAUACGCAGCUGCUUUAUGCAGAGUCGGACCAUUCUAGUAUUGUCUCCUCCAAGCUAGUGUUGUCUACACUGGCUGGCAGCAGCUCUCCUGCGUAUCUCCCAGCCCUAACCCGGAGGUGCUGGGGAUUUGAACCCGGGACAUUUUGCAUGCAAGACAUAUGCUGUAGCCCACUGAACAGUGUGUCUUCCCACCAGGCUAAACAUACUCUGCAUCUUCACUUGUUCCUCAGAGGACGGUUUCCAGCAUUCUCACCAACCUCUUGGUUGUUCUUCUCAGAAAUGGACAUAGUCACAAUGACAGGUGUUAACUUUCACCUUUUCUGCGUUGGCGAUUGCGAUUGAUUACCUUUUUUCCUUCCCCUUUUCUUCCCAGAUGUAUCCAGAUCAACACAGACUCCAGCCUUCUCAACUCCGAGUUUUGUUUUAUCCUGAAGGUAACCUCUUUGUCAGGUUCUAAGUCUAAUACUUUAUAGUCUGGUUUUCAACUCUUGUUCACAUUUUAAAGUGGAAUUAAAUUCCUUAUAGGAUUUUAUACUGCUGCUUUCUCUAAUAUGGGAUAGCUUUAGCAUACUCAGAAAUCAAAAGUUUUGUGUCUCUCUUGUAGGAAAUGCAGUGCUUUUUUUCUAAAAAAAAUAUUUAGGGGUCCUCUCAUUUUCCUCUCAUAUUGAAAUACUGCCCCUCAAUGAGGCCAAACGACUCACAACAUGUUUAGGGGUAUGUGUUCCCGGGGGGGGGGGGGAGCACUGAGGAAAUGUAUAAACGUCCAGCAUUCAUAAGGGCUAGCAACUUGUUCUUUAAAAUGAAUUCAUGAAAACGAGGUGCCUGAAAAAAUUGAAUUGUUGUGACUUUUCUUGCAUUUGGCAAGUCACAGAACCUAUAUUGUGCAACAUACUCACUAAUCAUCUUUUAAAAGGUGCAAUGGAAAUUUUGGGGGCCUCUUUUCCUUGCUUCUUGUGAAUGGUGAUUCACACACUUGCACACACUCCUGGAUUAAGGAAUAUGUCAUUCAGAAGUCUACAACCUGGAUUUAAGAAAUCAUUUUGGAUAGUAUUUAACAGUUCUUCUUUAGAGAGCAUUCUGUUCAAGAGCACCCUUUUCAGAACAGGAAAAACUAAUACUGAUCUGUCACUGGCCACAACCGUAGUUCCAGGUCAACCUUCCGACAGCUGUGGUAUUUUGUUUUUCUAUUAACAUUCUUGUUAACAGCAAUAAUGAUAAUAAAAUUGCUUGGUCGCUUUUCCCACAAAACUGACUCAAGGCAACUUACAGAAACAAACACUUGAAAACAAGAGUAAAAACAACCUGAAAUGCUCAACUGCAAUAUGUAUAAAUGAGUAGAUCCAAUUCAACCCUCAAAAAAUGAACAGGAAAUUAAGGUCCCUGCCAUGACAUCCUUCUAUACUUUUGUCCCCCAACGCUGAUGGUGGGUGGGUUGUGUUGGAAGUUUGGGGGCAGCUUAUUGUGAAUGGUUAAAACGGAGUCAGAGAUCUCUAAAUUCCCUGUAUUUUGACCUCUUUGCUGACCUCCAUAUCUCAAAUGGUGUGGCAGGAAGAUUCAAGGACAAUCCAACAUUUCAAUAUUUCAGUGUAGUAUGGUAUCAAAAUAUGUUUUUUAUUUGCAGAAUAUGGAUAGAUAUAUUUUCAAAAUGAGAGCAAGAGCAUCAAGUGAUACUUAGGACAGUCCUAGUUGUUUUCCAGUGUAUUUCUUAUUAAUUAAAAAUUCCACGUGGUGCAAGCAAAGUGUUGUUCUGAAAGUGUGGCCCGGAGAAAAAAGUUUAAGAACCACUGGUUUAGGCCGAUACAUCUUACAGGUAUUUAGACCCAUACCUGUAUCCUCUUUUACCACUUCCUGACACUUCGGACCUCAAGACGAGAGGUCACCUUUAAUGAUCCCCCAAGAGAACAGAGGAACUAACCUGUCUGCCUUUGUUUUCUCCAGAUAAGUUAGUUUGGUUGGAACUAGACACCUUUUCCCAUCCUAGUUUUGUGCUUCCAAUAAUAAACUAUCGUCUUCUUGCUCUGCAAGCAUCUCUUUGUGUGCGAUGGCAGCAGCCAAAGUCCACUCUUUGGCCGGACACACUAAACUCGCUAUGCACGGAAACUCUCCAGGAGGUUAUAGGGUUCCCUUUGAACAUUUCACCCCUUUUUCUCCAGGUUCCCUUUGAAAGCACAGACAACCAAGGCAUUGUGUACACCUGGGUGGGCCGGGCUGCCGACCCCGACGAAGCCAAGCUGGCUGAGGACAUGAUGAACUGCAUGUUUGAUGACUCCUACAGCAAGCAGGUGAGUCAGAGCAGGAAAACCAUGGCCGUGUGGGGGGGGGGGGACUGCGCGUGAGAUGGUGAAGCGGACUGUUUCCCACCCUCUUUCCUCGCAGCCAGGGCCAGAUUUAGGUUUGAUGAGGCCCUAAGCUACUGAAGGUAAUGGGGCCCUUUAUAUGUCCAGCUGACCUUUGUCAACAACAAAUGGUCGCUGUUUUUUGUGUUGAAUAUGUGCUAUAUAGUAAUUUAUGAGUUUGACCAAACUGCGGGAGACAGGACUGCCUGGCGUGCUCUCGUCCAUGGGGUCACACAAAGAGUCGGACACGACUGAACAACAAAAACAAAAUUUAUGGACCUAAUAGGUAUCUAAAGCCAUUUGCACAUAACAAAACAUGUAUUUUAUCAAAUUAAUUGUUGAACUGAAAUACGGUUAAGAAGUAGUACCGUAUUUUUCGCUCCAGAGGAUGCACCUGACCAUAAGACUCACCUAGUUUUUAGAGGGGGAAAGCAAGAAAAAAAAUAUUCUGCGCAGAGCAUGUAAGCAGCUCUCACUUUUCUUGCUUUAAACCCUGCGCAGCGCCUCUUGUUCUGCUGGCUUCCCAGCAAAGCGGGAUGAGGGACAAAAGGGAGCCCUUACAAGGGAGCGCAGAGCAGAGCCUGGCAGCGGCUCUUGCUGGCUUUUCCGGGAGGUGGGGGAAGGGACAGAGGGCAGCCUGUCAGUCCCUUCUCCCACCUCGCGGAAAAGCCCCCAAGAGCCGCACACACGCUAGGCGUGGCUCUUUAAAGGGAGCUCUGAGCAGAGCCUCCCACCUACAUUCGCUCCAUAAGACGCGCACACAUUCCCCCUUACUUUUUAGGAGGAAAAAAGUGCAUCUUAUGGAGCAAAAAAUACAGUAUAUUAAUAGUGAAAUGCAAUUAAGAAGUAUAUUAAUAGUGAAAUAACUACUAAGCUCUAACUUAAAACGAUUUUUUAAUUCAUAACAAACUUAAUAAUGCAAACACAUUGGCAUUUGGCAAUAACAAAAGUUCCUUUAAAAACAAUUUACACAGACUUGUAAUUUGGGGGGGGGGGGCAAGAGUGUGGCUUGUUUAGCUUAUACCUAAAUCUGGCACUGCUGGCAGCCUGCCCUGGUUACAAAGAUAUCGCUGGCAUCAGGCAGAUUGGGGAAGGUACAUUGGGGGGUUGGGCUGGAUGACCUCUGGGGAACUUAUGGUUUGCUCUGGGUGUUCACGCAGCCUGCAGGGGUUUCUGCUGGCGUGAGCCUGAACUGAAUCCCAUCUGAAGGAGAGAACCAUCGAAGGCCGCUAGCCGGGACAUCUCUGCUCUGCCUCCACAGUUGGAGGCAAAAAUGGAAGGGAGAAAAAGGGCUCUUUCACUCCAGUCCUGCUUUUGGUGGUUUCCCAGGGGCAUCUGGGUUGGCCUCUGUGAGAACAGGAUGCCGGACUAGGUGGGCUACUGGCUUGAGCCAGAAGCCUUGUCUUACCUGCCUCACAAUGGCCACUCCACCUUUUGUUCCAGGUGAUAAAUGAGGGAGAGGAGCCUGAGAACUUCUUCUGGGUUGGAAUUGGUGCACGGAAGCCUUAUGACGGAGAUGCAGACUACAUGAAGUAUUCUCGCCUGUUCAGGUGGGCGCUGUUCCUCUUGGUCCUCCCCUCGCUCUCUUCCUUCUCAUUAAAAAAUAUUUUACCUCCUUCAGGUGCAUUAGCGUAAGCUUUGAAAACCAUGGAGGGGGGGCAUCGUAGAACGGGAUGGUGGACCUGUGGCUCUUGUUUAAUGGACUCCAAUGCCCAUCAGUCCCAUCUUACACAGUCACCGUGGGGGGGACGGGGGGGGGUGGAGACAAGGGCACCUGCCCUGCUGCCGGUUUCCCAACCCCUUGGCACUGAAGCCCCACUCAAAUGACUGCUGGUAAUGUUAUUGUGCCCUUUCUUCAGCUUCUAAAAUCUCACGCCCCUCCGACAUGCAAUUUCACACAAUUCCAUGAAGUCACAAAGUCCAGCAACUUGCAUUAUAAACCUGAUAUAUUUUUUUUUAUUAAAAAAAAAAACCUCAAGCCAUUCAUAAGAAGCGUAAUAGCUAGUCCUGUUUCCAGAGAGGUCACUCAGUUCCAUCAAAGGCCACGGUCAUACCAAACAUUUAAAGCACUAGCAGCCAUGGCUUCCCCCAGAAAAUUCUGGGAGGUGUAGUUUGCUAUGCCCUAUCCCAUGGGUAGGCAAACCAAGGCCCGGGGGCCGGAUCCGGCCCAAUCAGCUUCUCAAUCCGGCCUGUGGACGGUCCGGGAAUCAGCGUGAUUUUACAUGAGUAGAAUGUGUCCUUUUAUUUUAAAUGCAUCUCUGGGUUAUUUGUGGGGCAUAGGAAUUCGUUCAUUAUUUUUUUCAAAAUAUAGUCUGGCCCCCCACAAGGUCUGAGGGACAGCGGACCGGCCCCUUGCUGAAAAAGUUUGCCGACUCCUGCCCUAUCCUGUUCACAGGGCUACAAAUCCCAGAGAGGGGUUGAACAAUCCCUCUCUCUUCCCAAAGAACUGUGGGACUCAGAGCUAUUUGAGGGGGAACAGGGGUUUUCUAACAACUCUCAGCACCCGUGAAAAAACUGCAGCUCCCAGAAUUCUUUGGGGGCUCCCAGAAUUCCGUGACCGCACAAUGAUACCACUUUAACUAUUGCGGCUUCCACCGAAGAACUCUGGGAACUGUAGUAUAAGGGUGCUGAUAGUUUGGAGAUUCCUUUUUGCCAGGGAUUGAACCCAAGACCGUCUGCAUGAAAGCAGGUGCUUUGCCACUGAGCCCACAUUUUACUGAAAUUCACUUCUGGCCUUGUCUCUCAGGUGCUCCAAUGAAAAAGGCUAUUUUGCCGUGUCUGAAAAAUGCUCAGAUUUCUGCCAAGACGAUUUGGCGGACGACGACAUCAUGCUCCUAGACAAUGGGCGUGAGGUAAAGUUUUCGGCAUGGGGGGUUUAUUUAGUGAGGGGUCUUAAAAAUAUGUUUUUGGGUGUGAGGAAUUCAAAUCUGCUAUUUUUGCAAUUGGACAACAAUUAGCUUGGUUAAGUCUAUGUUUGAUGAACUAGCACAUAAACAGCUUUCAGGAAACCAAAUAAUUUUAAUUUUUGCCUUCUGAAAACAUCACGUAAUUAAUAAUAAUAUAUAACUGUAAUUACUUGGCAGUCAUUUUUCAUGAUAUCUGUGCAUACCUUUUACUUACCAAGCAAAACUAAAUUUUGUUAAUUUAACCAAGAUUAUCUCUUGAUUUCCCGAGUUGUAUUGUAACUUUUUAGCACCCCUCAUUUUGGGAGAUUUGAAAGUUGAAAAAUUCAGUACACCCUUAAUGAUGGGGAGUUUGGGGGCUCCCAGCCUCUCAGAAAGAGGGAGGGGGGAGGCAGAUAGAAAAUGGGAGCAAAAUCUGUGAAUCGGGACAUGAGAGGAGACUCUUUCCCCUGCCAAGUGAUUAUUUUGGGAUACGUGCUUUAAUUUUAAUUUCUAUUAAACUUGUGUUUUCAACCUAUUCCGACUUUUUUCUCUUCUCCCCUCACCCCGGCAGGUAUACAUGUGGGUAGGAACACAGACCAGCCAGGUGGAGAUAAAGUUGAGUCUCAAAGCCUGCCAGGUAAGGAAGACACCUCUGGAUAUCACAAUUGCCCAACAAUCCUAGGGACCCCACCACCCAAAAAAACUUGAUUCAGAGCAAAUUGUGUUUCAUUCAUAGCACUGUAUAGUUGGCAGGGGUCUCCUGCAAUGCAGGGAUAGGCAGCCGCCCCACACGGGGAUCGAACCUGCAACCUUUUAUAAGCACCGGGCUCUAACCGACGGAGCUAUCCAGGCAGGGAUAAUUGCUGUUUCCCACGAAUCCUGAAACUGGCUCAUCGUUGAGAUCGCUCUGUUUGUGGAGUGUGGUCCAAUGACUCAUGGGGUUUGUGUCGUGGUUUGGGGCAGGGACCGCAGCAUCCUCCCUUUUUUGGCUAUUUGCAGGGGACCGUUUUUCAGUCGAGGGCCGCAUUUCUGUUUGGAAUCGGCCAGCAGGGGCCACAUGCUGGCAGUGGGUUGGUGCCAGAGUUAGAAGAGAGCAGGGCAGCCCCUUUCAUUCUGUCCCUUCCUCCUUUUUCAACCACCCAAUCCCCUUUCUCUCUCCUUGCCCAACCUCUUCCCCAUCCCACGAAACCAGGGUGUGGCCUGUGCCUCGCCUGUACCCGGCCGAUAGGAAAAUGCCAAACCUAAGAGACAGGCAAGAGCGGUCUAAGAGCUGGAUCAGGCCAAUGGCAAAGCAGGGCCUGAUCACGACAGCAUUUACCCUAUAUCACAAGUGUUUUUAGGUCAUUAACGUGUUUUAAUUUACUUUCGAUUUGUAUUAUUUUCGGACUCCCUUAGGGAAGAAGGUUGAAGUGGAAAUGCAACCAUUUUUUCCUCUUCCCUCCCUUGCCCUUGUCCUUGCAUGAUGUGUUUUUAAUGUUUUGUUUUUAAUAAAAAUAUUGGCUUUUAGGAACGGUCUUGUUUAGACUCUACAUUAAGCUGCUCCUGGGAGCCUUUUUGGCCAAGCGGCAAUGCUUAAAAUAAAAAGAAAUGAAAGUAAAUUUAAAUUUUAAACUUGAAGAUAGCUGGACAGGCCCAGUAUUGGGGCUGGCAAGCCCUUGGGAGCCUAAUCCAACCCUUUUAUAUGUGUGGUGUAGGGAACCAGCAUUUUGUUGUCUCCUGCCUCUGAACUUUCCCCCGUUUUCUCCGCAGGUAUACAUCCAGCACAUGCGCUCGAAGGACACAGCUCACCCGCGGAAACUGCGCCUGGUUCGGAAAGGCAACGAACCGCCUGCCUUCACCCGCUGCUUCCAUGCCUGGAGCGUUUUCCGGAAGCCUCCGGCCUAAGCCGCUCGCUGAUGGCGGUGGCCUCUCCAUAGGACUCUAUGGCACCUGCUGGACCUCAGUGCUCAAGUAGGGGUGGUACAGCUGUAUCCUGGUUUUUUUUUAAGACCACCUGAUUGGACAAAAUGUUACUAGAGGAGGAGCUAGAAUUUGCCCCUCCCCUUUUAAAGAAACAGCACCAGCCUAUUAAGCUCCCCACCCCCCUUUUACAAACCACUUUUCACCUAAAUUUUUCUCCCUCCUCACCACCUUGGGGCAGUGAAAUAGAUGCUGCCUGGACCCACUCUUGCGAAAACAUUGCCGCUGGGACUCUUCCCACAUCUACAGCAUCACUAUGUUGUUUUUCCCACUUGCACAGAGAUCUUUUUUAUAUAGUAUAUUUAACAGAACGCACGUGAGCUGUGACUUCUUAUUCUGCUCUUUGAGAGCACUGCAGCCUGGACCCAGUUUGAAGUCUGUAACAGCAACCUCUCUCCUGCAAAUGGAUGGCAUGUCUCUUUUUGAAGCAAGUUGUGCGAGGCAGGGCAGAGGAGCGAGACGACUUGGGCAAAAGAGUUCGCAGUGCACUUAAAAGACUUCAGGAAAAAACGUGACGGAGAAGUCCAUUUUAAAAAACAGAUAAAAUAAAAUCAAGUUUAUUGCUUUUAAAAGUUGUUAUCUGCUGCUAGCCCUCAUGGAUGCAAAAAAUGUCUCCUUUGAAAUGUAUGGUGACUUGUGCAUUUUGAGGAAAAGGCAGGCAUACCUUUUAUCUAUAAAAACCUACCAUGCAAU